CAGCCUUGCCUCGGGUGUAGGGAUUGCAGGGAAAAAGCAAAACUACACGGAGUAGAUCCUGUGUAGUUUUGUUUUUUUGUGGUCAUUUUGAGGCUCAUUCUCACCCUGGAUUUUCUGGAAUCAUACUGGAUACGAGGAUUGUUGCUGAGGCAGUAGCCCACUGGGCGCAGUCCCAUCAGUUAUAGGCACCUUUGUGGUACAAGGUGCCUACCAACAUGACAACACAGGCUCCGACGUUUACACAACCGCUUCAGAGCGUUGUGGCACUUGAGGGUAGUGCUGCAACGUUCGAAGCUCAAGUUAGUGGUUCUCCAGUUCCUGAGGUGAGCUGGUUCCGUGAUGGCCAGGUUCUUACUGCUGCCGCUCUGCCCGGCGCUCAGAUCUCGUUCAGCGAUGGCCGCGCUGUUCUGAGGAUCCCCGCCGUGACCGCCGCGCACAGCGGGAGAUUUUCUGUGAGAGCCACCAACGGCGCCGGACAAGCCACCAGCACCGCCGAGCUGCUGGUUACAGCGGAAACGGCGCCACCUACCUUCAUUCAGAGACUACAGAGCCUGACGGUGAGACAGGGGAGCCGAGUGAGACUGGACGUUCGUGUAACAGGAAUCCCUACACCUGUGGUGAAGUUCUACAGAGAGGGAGCUGAGAUCCAGAGCUCCGCCGACUUCCAGAUCCUUCAGGAGGGAGAUCUUUACAGCCUGCUGAUCGCCGAGGCUUUCCCUGAAGACUCUGGAACUUACUCUGUUAAUGCUACUAACAGCAGCGGACGCGCCACCUCUACUGCUGAACUGCUGGUUCAAGGUGAAGAGGUUGCGGUUCCUGCUAAGAAGACUAAGACAGUUGAGACUCGCCAAACCCGAGUUGAAAAGAAAGUGGAGGCUCGUUUCGAGGCGACGGCGGUGAUGGAGGUGGACAUUGUGGGAGGAGUUUUGGCCCACAAGACUCCGCCCCGCGUUCCCCCGAAACCCGCCUCCAAAUCCCCCACUCCAUCCAGCGCCGUGUCCAAGAUCGGAGCUGCUCGCCACCAGUCCCCCUCCCCCGUCCGACACGUCAAGGCACCCACCCCCUCACCUGUCAGACCCGUGAAGUCUCCAGUAACUACACGCAAGCAGGUAGCACCAGGUGCUGACGUUCUGCCUCCAUGGAAACGGGAAGGCGGAGCCCCAGAGGAAGCACCUGUCCAGAAGGAGCUGUGGGAGGGGCCUGUCCCUGUGAAAGAGGGCCGGCACGAGUCGGGCGGGAGAUCUACUGCUGUCGCUACAGUGGUGGCAGCAGUGGACCAGGCUCGGGUUCGAGUCCGGCCACACUGCGAUACUAUUGAUCAGUCCGGCGCAGAGACGGCCUGGUCUUCUGAACAGUUCAUAUCUUUACAAGAUCAGAUGAAUGAUUCUGAACAGAACGUCUUUAGAGAAAACAGCGUUGAGUUUUCACAGUCUUACGUAAACUCAGAGAGUGAAGCUGCAGAUGCUGUUAAUGGUGCAGUUCUUACUGAUGAGAGCAGCGUUGGGCAGUGGCUGGAUGAUGCUGAAAGCAGUGCUGAACUCGUGGAGUUCUCUAAUGGAGGAACGACCACUUUUAAUAAUACCUUACUGAGUGAAGAUGAAGUGGAGAUGAUGUCUGAUGUUGAGGACACUACAGCCGUGAUGAUUCCAGAAGAAGAGCAGUUUAUUGAGAGUGAUGAUGAGUAUGAUGUUGAUGAGGACAGCAGCCCUGAGACAGAAAACGGGGCUGUUCUGGACGAGGACUGGAAAAGAUCUUCUGCUGGAGCUGCAGUUGCAGUGAUUUCUACUGGUGGCCAAGGCUUUUCACGCAGCUUUAUGCAGGCUGGUGGUGAUCAGAUGGAAGAAAGACUCCUAAAGUCUGAAAUAAACCAACAAGCUGAACUAGAAGCUUCUUCUAAGACCGUAAAAACCAAGACGAUGCAUUUAUCCACUUCUACCCACGCAAUCGCCAUGGACCACGAUACUCAGAUGCAAAGAACUAAAGAGAUAACAUCCCAGGCGUAUUCUGGCCUUUCUCCAUCACCUGUUCCACACUUCACAGUAUCAAAAGUCACAGUUCCUAAACCAGAUCAUAGUCGCGAGGUUUCUAUCGCAGGCUCUGCUAUCGCCACUCUACAGAAAGAGUUCUCUUCUACUGCUGCUGCUCAAAAGAUCAUCAAACCCAUCAAGCCUCCAUCAUACGAGUUUGUGGAAAUGAGAGUGACGCCGCAGCCGUGCGUCUCUCCGUUUAGAGACAGCGAGAGUUAUCGCUCUCUUUAUGAUGUCCAGAUAAAAAAGGAUGUAGGCUCCACUUUUACAAAGGGCUUUACACAGUCUUACGGCAAAUGGGACGCUCAGGUGACUGAAGCUCCAGUGGUCCCCACACAAACACGAGAGCAAGCGACGCCACCGACCAUCGUAGCAGCAUUGAAGAACACGACCGUAACUGAAGGAGAGUCCGUGACUUUGGAGUGCCAGAUCUCAGGUCACCCCACACCCGGUAUCAUGUGGUUUAGAGAAGAUUUCAGGAUUGAAAGUUCCAUUGAUUUUCAGAUUACCUAUGAGAAAAGCUUCGCCCGCUUGGUGAUUCGCGAGGCCUUCGCCGAGGACAGCGGCAGAUUCACCUGCACUGCUACUAACGAGGCUGGAACAAUAAGCACUUCCUGCUACCUGCUCGUUAAAGUUUCUGAGGAAAUUGAGAGCAGGGAGUAUUUGACUGCACCAACUGAACCUACUGAGGCAUCUCCCCAAGACAGACAACCUGAAGACACUAUGUCAGAAGUAAGCGGCGUAUCCGAGCCUGUGGAUCCCGCACAAGCCGUGGCUCCUUUCUUUGUUAAGAAGCCCACAGUGCAGAAGCUGGUAGAGGGUGGAAGCGUUGUGUUUGACUGCCAGAUCGGAGGAAGUCCCAAACCCCACAUCUACUGGAAGAAGAGUGGAGUUCCACUAACCACUGGAUACAGAUACAGAGUAGCCUACAAUAAGGAAACAGGACAGUGUAAACUGGAGAUCUCCAUGACGUUCUCUGAUGAUGCUGGAGAAUACACAGUGUUCGCCAGGAAUCAGCUGGGAGAAGUUUCUGCCUCAGCCAUGCUGCUUGAUGAAGAGGCGUUCGAAUCUCAGACAAAGCAACCAGAACCUGCAUACAGACCUGAAGCAGUGCCAGAGCCUAAAGUGGCGGACGUGGCGCCUGCAGUUCUCAGUGAGGCUGAUAAAGACGUGGCGCUCGCUCAGAGGAGGCUGGUCCAGCAGGCCCAGAUGAUGCAGUCCUUCACCUCCGAGACCGAAUUCCAAAUCUCCGCUAUUGAGCAGAAGAUCAUCUACGAGACGGAGCUGCGCAUUCUGAAGAUCACCUACCAGGAGCUGGUGACGGAGGACGGCGAGCAGGUGGACCUGAGCGUACCUGAGCAGGAGGCUGUCUCACCUGUCUUCAACAUUCCUGUGAAACAUUACCGACUGAGGGAGGGCAUGAGCGCCACCUUCCACUUCAAGAUGACGGGAUCUCCACUACCUAAGAUUGCGUGGUAUAAAGACGGUAAGCGUAUCAGACAUGGAGAGCACUAUCAGAUCGAGGUUCUUCAGGACGGCAGAGCCAGUCUCCGCCUCCCUGCGGUUCACCAAUCGGACGAGGGCGUCUACACGGCUCUAAUUAGCAACAUUAAGGGAAAUGCAGUCAGCUCUGGGAAGAUAUACGUGGAACCGUCCGCUCCACAGACUCCAUACCUUCAGCCAGAAGCAGUUCAGAGGAUCAGGUCCACAUCUCCGCGCUCCACGAGCCGUUCUCCUGGACGUUCUCCUGGACGUUCUCCCGCCCGCCGGCUGGACGAGACUGAUGAAGCUCAGCUGGAGAGACUCUAUAAACCUGUGUUUGUUACAAAGCCCUCAUCGUUUAGAUGCUCCGAGGGUCAAACCGCAAGAUUUGAUCUGAAGGUUGUUGGCAGACCCAUGCCCGACACCUUCUGGUUCCAUAACGGACAACAAGUGGUUAAUGACUACACCCACAAGAUAGUGGUGAAGGAGGACGGAACCCAGUCUCUGAUUGUGGUUCCUGCUAUGCCGUAUGACUCUGGAGAAUGGACAGUUGUAGCUCAGAACAGAGCUGGAAAAACCUCAGUUUCUAUGACUCUCACUGUAGAAGCGAGAGAAAACCUGGUGAAGCCUCAGUUUGUUGAGAAACUGAAGAAUAUCAGUGUUAAGGAGGGCAGUUUGGUCGAGUUGGCUGUUAAAGCAAUUGGCAACCCUCUUCCCGAUAUCGUCUGGCUGAAGAACAGCGAUAUUGUUUCCCCACACAAACACCCGAACAUCAAGAUUGAAGGUGGAAAAGGACAGGCUCUUUUCAAAAUCGCUCAGAGCUCCGGUUCUGACAGUGCGUGGUACACCGCCACGGCUAUUAACAAAGCUGGCCGAGACACCACCCGCUGCAGAGUCAACGUGGAGGUAGAGGCAGCAGAGCCUCAGCCAGAGAGAAGACUCAUUAUUCCUAAAGGAACUUACAAAGCUAAGGAGAUCGCCGCUCCAGAGUUGGAGCCACUGCACCUCCGUUACGGACAGGAUCAGUGGGAGGAAGGAGAUCUUUACGAUAAAGAGAAGCAGCAGAAACCUCACUUUAAAAAGAAGCUGACUUCAGUCAGACUGAAGCAGUUUGGCCCUGUGCACUUUGAAUGUAGACUGACCCCUAUUGGUGACCCAACGAUGAUCGUUGAGUGGUUGCACGAUGGGAAACCUCUGGAAGCGGCGAACAGACUACGUAUGGUCAAUGAGUUCGGAUACUGCAGUCUCGACUAUGAAGCUGCUUAUGCUAGAGACAGUGGUGUUAUUACCUGCAGAGCUACUAACAAAUUCGGUAUUGACCAGACCUCCGCUACUCUACUGGUGAGGGAAGGGAAGGGUCUUGUCGAGGAGACUCAGUUGCCAGAGGGAAGGAGUGCCCAGAGAAUCGAUGAAAUUAAGCGACUAGCUCAUGAGGGACCAUCUGGAGUUAGUGGAGAAGAAGUGACCGAGAAAAUAAAACCAGAGAUCGUCUUGCUUCCAGAACCAGUAAGAGUACUGGAGGGCGAAACUGCCAAAUUCCGCUGCAGAGUUACCGGCUACCCAGCACCCAAGGUUAACUGGUACCUCAACGGACAACUCGUCCUCAAGAGCAAAAGAUUCAGACUGCUGUUUGACGGCAUUCACUACUUAGAGGUCGUAGACUGCAAAUCCUACGACGCCGGUGAAAUGAAAGUCUUGGCAGAAAACCCCGAAGGCGUGAUUGAACACACCGUAAAGUUCGAGGUUCAACAGAAGGAGGACUUCAGAACCGUCCUUCGCCAGACCAAGGGUCCAGCACCUGCUGUUCCAGAGCCUGGCAGAGAAACCUACGAGCUCACCGCAACUGAGAAGCAGACAGGCGUCUCUAAGGAGAUCAAGGAGUUGGUAAGGUUGAGGAAAGCUGAGAGAGUAAUCCACGAGAAAUCAACCGAAGAAACAGAGGAACUAAGAAGCAAAUUCAAGCGCAGGACUCAGGAGGGCUACUACGAAGCCAUCACCGCCGUUGAGCUCAAGGCCCGCAAGAAGGACGAGUCCUACGAAGGCAUGCUCAAGAGGACAAAAGACGAACUCCUCCAUCACACCAAAGAACUCACCGAAGCCGAAAAGAAAAAAGAGGAGGAGCGAAAACUCGCCGCCGCCAAGCUUAAACCCGAGAGAGUGAAGCUUUCACCAAGUAUGGAAGCUCCGAAGAUCACCGAACGUAUCCAGAGUCAGACCGUCGCUCUGGGUGACGAAGUGCGAUUCCGUGUCCGAGUUACCGGUAGACCUGAACCAGAAUGCCAGUGGUUCAAGAAUGGAGUUUUGAUGGAGAAAUCAAACCGCAUCAACUGGCACUGGUCUGAAAACCAUGUCUGCGAACUGGUCAUCAAAGACGUUGCUGCUGAAGACUCUGCUAGCAUCAUGGUCAAAGCCAUGAACGUUGCAGGAGAGACCUCAAGCCAUGCCUUCUUGCUGGUUCAAGCAAAACAAGUGAUCACCUUUACUCAAGUACUAGAAGAUCAAAGUGGCAAAGAGAAGGACACCAUGGUGACCUUUGAAUGUGAGACGAAUGAGCCGUUUGUCAAAGUCAAAUGGCUGAAGAACAACGCCGAGAUUUUCUCUGGGGACAAGUACAGGAUGCACUCCGACAGAAAAGUGCACUUCCUGUCCGUGCUGAUCAUAGGCAUGAGUGACGAGGCUGAGUACACCUGUGCCGUCGUUGAGGACGACCACAUCAGAACGUCUGCUAGACUUUAUGUUGAAGGUGCACCACUUGAAAUUUUGAAAAACCUUGAGAAUACAGAAGUACCCGAGACGUACGCUGGAGAGUUUGAGUGUGUCUUAUCCCGAGAGGAUGCUGAGGGAACCUGGUACUUUGAGAAUAAAGAGAUCACUCCCAGCCUCAAAUAUGUUGUGACCUCUCGCCGCGGUCGCCAUAGCCUGUCUGUAAAAGACGUGAAGAAAGAGGACCAAGGAAAAUACACUUUCCAAGUGGGCAAUCUGAAGACAAGCGCCACCCUGAAGAUGAAAUUGCGUCCAGUUACGCUGCUGCAAGGCCUCUCAGACCUGGCGAUCUGUGAAGGUGAUAUCGCCCAGCUGGAGGUGCGAUUCUCUCAGGAGAACGUUGAAGGAUCUUGGCUGAAGGAUGGUCAGCCCAUCUCUGCUACUGAUAGAGUUCACAUUGUGAUUGACAAGCAAACCCACAAGCUUCUCAUUGAAGAUGCUAAAAAAGAUGACGCUGCGAUCUACUCCUUCGUCGUUCCCAUUCAAGACAUUUCUACAUCUGGAAAGCUCACGGUUAAAACCAUUGAGUUUGUGGCGCCAUUAAAGGACAUUUCUUCAAUUGAGGGAACAAAGUCCGUCUUUGAGGCCAAGAUCACCGCUGCCGACGUCAGCUCAGUGAAAUGGUACCAUGGUGACAAACUGGUGGUUCCCAGUGACAGAGUACAGAUGGUUGUCAAAGGAUCCAAACAGCGUCUGGUACUGCACAGGACCUUCGCUUCUGAUGAAGGACAGUAUAAGAUGGUUGUUGGUAGAGUCGACUCAUCGUGCAGACUGAGCGUUGAAGCUAUCAGAAUUGUGAAGCACAUGGAAGACUGUGUUUGCACCGAGACCCAGAACGUCACCUUUGAGGUUGAAGUAUCUCACCCUGGUAUCAACGGUUAUUGGACCUUCAAGGGACAACCUCUUAAAACUUGCCCCAGUUACAAGAUUGAGGCGAAGGGUACGACGCACAAACUGACGGUCAUCAACACCAUGAAGGACGAGGAGGGAGAGUACACCUUUGCUGCCGGAGAAAAGAGCUCCAGUGCAAAGCUUGUGGUUUCAGGUGGUGCUAUAAGUAGACCCCUGCAUGAUUUGACAGUAGCGGAGUCUCAGACCGCUGAGCUGGAGUGUGAGGUGGCCAGCGCCUCUGCUGAGGGCAAGUGGUUUAAGGACGGACAGCCUGUCGAUUUCAACGAGAACGUCAGGAGUGAAGAUAUCGCCACCGUGAGACGCCUCGUCAUCGUGAUCACAAGGCCACAAGAUAUUGGGGAGUACACCUACCAGGUGGCAAACUCCAAAACAUCAGCCAACCUGAAAGUUGAAGCUGUUAAAAUCAAGAAGACCAUCAAGAACCAGACCGUCACCGAGACUCAGGAAGCAGCGUUCAGUCUAGAACUCACCCAUUUGGACGUACAAGGAUCUCAGUGGAUCAAGAACGGAGUGGAGAUUGUCCCGAGUGAUAAAUACGAGAUUACAGUAGAUGGAAUGAUUCACACCCUUAAAAUCAAAAACUGCAACACCCAGGAUGAGUCUGUUUAUGGAUUCAAGCUUGGAAAGCUCUCCGCUAAUGCCAGACUCAACGUCGAGACUAUUAAAAUCGUGAAGAAGCCUAAGGACGUGACCUCGUUGUUGGGAGACACCGCCUCCUUCGAGCUGAGUCUCUCCCACGAUGAUAUCCCAGUUAAAUGGAUGUUCAAAGGCCAAGAGCUGAAGCCGAGCGCCAACGUGCAGAUAUUCUCCGAGAGGAAAGCUCACAAGCUGGUGAUUCAGAGCGUGGAGAGCAGCAUGGAGGGAGAGUACACCGCCAUGUUCGGACAUCUGCAGUGCAGCGCUCACCUGCACGUUGAGUCUCUGAAGGUCACCAAACCCAUGAAGAACGUUGAGGUUCCAGAGACUCAGGUGGCCACGUUCGAGUGUGAAGUCUCUCACUUUAACGUCCCGUCCACCUGGCUGAAGAACGGAGUCGAGAUCGAGAUGAGCGAGAAGUUCAGCAUCGUGGUUCAGGGUAAACUCCACCAGCUGAAGAUCAUGAACACCUGUGGAGAAGAUGCUACAGAAUACACGUUUGUCUGUGGAAGCGACAGAGUUUCCGCUAAUCUGACUGUUAACCCAAUUCUGAUCACCCUGAUGCUCCAAGACCUCAACGCUCAGGAGAAGGACACCAUUACAUUUGAAGCUUCAGUAAACUACGAGGGAAUCACCUACAAGUGGCUGAAGAACGGCGUGGAGAUCAGAUCUACAGACCGAUGCCAGACCCGCUCUCGACAGCUCUCUCACUCUCUCACCAUCCGAAACGUUCACUUCGGGGACAGUGCCGAGUACAAGUUCGUAGCUGGAUCUGCUCAGACUUCAGGAAAAUUGUUUGUUGAAGCUCGCGUCAUUGAAUUCACAAAACACAUCAAGGACAUUAAAGUUACUGAGAAGAAGAAGGCCAUCUUUGAGUGUGAGCUCUCUGAGCCUAAUGUUCAUGUGACCUGGAUGAAGGAUGGGCAGGAACUGGAAUUAUCUGAAAGGUUCAAGGCCACCACAGAUAAACACCUCCAGCGCUUGAUGAUCCAGACCACCCGUAUGUCCGACGCCGGAGAGUACUCUGUGGUCGCCGGAUCCAGCCUGUCUAAAGCUCAUCUGACAGUAGAGGGAAAGGACGUCCACAUCUCCGAACCUGCUGAGAAGGACAUCACCGUGAUUGAGAAGCAGAGAGCCACGUUGGAGUUUGAGGUCAGUGAGGAGGAGAUUGAAGGCCGCUGGCUGAGAAACGGAGCUGAGAUUCAGUUCUCCACCGAGAAACGGUUUAACUACGCCACCAUUAGAAAAGUGCAUCGCCUGACCAUUACUGAGACCUACAGGAACGAUGCUGGAGAGUACACCUUUAUCGCCGGGAAGAACAGCUGCGUUGUGAACCUUCACGUCAAGAUCCCCGAGCCUCCUCAGAUCAUCAGACACAUGGAGUCGUUAUCAGUAGAAGCUGGUAAACCCGCUCGCUUCUCGGUGGAGGUGAGCGGUAUCCCCCAGCCCCAGGUCUCCUGGUUUAAGAACUCUCAGGCUCUCUCUGCUGGGUUUAAGUGUAAGUUCCUGAGAGAGGGGAACGAGUUCACUCUGCUGCUGAUCGAGGUUUUCCCAGAAGAUGCAGCUCAGUACACCUGUGAGGCCAAAAACGACUACGGUCAGGCCAGCAGCUCCGCCACGCUCAACGUAGAAGUUCCUGAAGUGGUUUCUCCAGAGGUUGCACUUCCAGUGUCUCCUCCUGUGAUUCUCUCCUCUAUAAAUGAUGUCAGUGUUGAGGAGGGCGAGUCUGCCAGGUUCCAGUGCAACGUCAUUGGAGAGGAUCUGACAGUAACUUGGUUCUGUAAAGAUAAGGAGAUAAAGCAGUCUGAUAUCUUCAGGAUGUCUCAGUAUGACGACUGCCUCCAGCUGGAGAUAGUUGGAGCGUACGCUCAGGAUCAGGGCGAGUACACAUGCGCCGCUCGUAACUCCUCAGGGAUGGUCUCCUGUUCCGCAUUUUUAAGAGUUAACGAUCUCAGUGUGAAAUCUGUAAGUAGUGUGUCGAGCGCCGGAGUUUCUCUUUCGGAGAGAGUCUCUUCGUUCAGCCUGAGCGAGACACAUUCUUCUUCCUCCUUUCAAACCUUUGAAAUGGUGUCCACCGUGGAGACGUCCACCACCUCCGUCCAGAGCGUGGACGUCCUGCUGCAGACGGGCUGGGCGGAGGCGUCCCCCGGGGCUCCGGCUCUGCUCGUGAGGAUGAGCGAUGUGAUAGUCAGGCUGGGGGAAAUGGCGGAGUUUAGCUGCUCGUUCGACGGGCAGCCCCUUACUGAAAUCGUGUGGGACCAUAACGGGGACAUGGUGGUGAGGACGGAGCGGGUGCAGUGUCUGGAGGACGGCGAAGUCCUGUCCCUCGUCAUACUGAACGUGCAGCUCUCCGACCAGGGGAGUUACUGCUGUACUGUUAAAAACAGACACGGUCAGAAUCACACCUCGGCUCGGCUCACAGUAGAAGCCAAGGAAGCGACCCCCCAAGCCGAAACCCCCGUCACCUCUGAGUCCGUCAGUAAAAGUGAACACUACUCUUCUAAAAGUGAAUACGAGUCCAGUACAGAGGCCUCCGAUCAGGAGAAACAGGAGUCCGUGCAGAGCGCCGGACCGCUGCUCCAUCACUCCGGUCUGAAAAGAGCCGAAAAGUGGCCGAUUUACCGGCCGGCGUACUUCCCAGACGCUGCAGCGCUGGUGGAGCUUGGUAGAAAUGCAGCAAAUGACCUGCAGCCCGAAUUUCUUGUGAAAAUCCCCCCAGAGAUCCUAACCAAGCAGAAAGAGAGCGUAUCUCCGUACUGUGUGAUCAGAGGAACCCUCUCUCCGUACGUGGUUUGGCUCCAAAACCACCAGGUUCUUGAGGAGUCGAGGCCGUACUCGCCGAAACACGACGGGCCGCUGUGCUGCUUAAACCUUACCAAUACCGGUGCCGAACAUGGAGGCUCUUAUACGUACCAGAUAAUCAAAGCUGCAGGAGAUAAUGCGUGCACCUCCCAGCUCAGACUUGAGAACUCAGUGCCAAAGGUGGAGGAGGAGCACAAAGAGGAAGUCAGAGCUUUUUCUAGCUCGUCCAUCUCUACACAAGAGGACUCUUACACAACGAGCCUUCACAUAAAAAAAGACAAGGGCAAAACGUUCGAACUCGAGCCAGAAUCCAAAUUUUAUCCAGAGACGUUGACCAGACAAAUUGAAAAGCCAGUUUUUGUAACCAAGCUCUCCUCCGCGAUCGCGACUGUCGGAAACAUGGCUAAAUUUACUGUAAUUAUCUCUGCGUUUCCGAAACCUACAGUUCAGUGGUACUACAAUAAACAAAUUAUAACGUCCUCUUCGGUUUAUACGUUUGUUGAAGAGAGGGACAAAUACACUCUGGUUAUUAAUGACGUUAGAAAGGAAUUGGAAGGGGAAUACUCUUGUACUGCCAGCAACAGACUUGGCAAAUCGACCUGUACCUCUUAUCUCCACGUUAAAGUCAAGGACACAAAGGACGUGGAAGAGCCUGUUGCACAGCCGCCAUAUUUCACCAAGCCCAUUGAGCCUAUGCAGUGCACAGUUGGCGGCAAUGCAGUCUUCGAGUACAGGGUUACCGGCGUUCCACUGCCGAGUGUCCAGUGGUUGAAGGAUAGCUGCCAUAUCCAACCUGGCAAAUUUUGUAACAUGGUCAAUAACGUGGAAGGCUCUGGCUUCUUAAAGAUAAUCAAUGUCCAAAAAACCGACAGCGGUCUCUAUUCUUGUAGAGCAUCCAACAAUCGAGGGGAAGCCUCUUGCAGUGCUGAUCUAAUUGUUUUCCUUGGUACGGUCUCAAUGUCCCAAAUGCAAUUUGAACGCCAAAAAACGACUUACGAAAGUUCUGUGUACGAACAAACCACCGAACAAACAUCUGAGUCCAGCUUAUUCAGGGGGAAUCUUUCGGCACAGACCACGGCUAGUCUCAAGAAACAUCAGCAGAUGAUUUAUAGCUCUGGCACGGAAGAUAGAAGGCAGUCGGUAGAAUACGAACAAUUAGGUACUCUGUCCGAGUUUAAGGCUUCAUCUGCAGCCAUGCAUGUCGAGCAGGUAACUCGCCAAGCUGCCAUUCUACAGUCUCACCAAAUGCAAGAAGGAAUAAGCGUUGCUGCCACUCAUCCACCAGCUGAGCAGCAACCGGCGGUGGUGACACCUCUAAAGGAGCUCCACAUGGCAGCAAUCACCCCUAGCAUCCAGGAAAUCCAAGGCUUCACAGAGCAGCACUCUGACCCAAUCAAAAGUCCCGAGGUCGUAGAUGUUCAGAUCUUUGAGGAACAGCCCUCGAAAGUGAUGUCCGCCAUUUCCGAGAGCGUGACGCCUCUUAUGAUCGUAAAAGCUGAACCUCUUUCUAGCAUGGAAGGUGAAAGGGUCCGCCCUAUUCCAGAAUCAAAACAUGCCAUCAGUAGCCAUCAAGUUGAGACUAGGUUGGUUGUCCUAAAAGAACAACAUGGUAACAUCCCGUUUCCAGACGAGGAGAAAGCCUUCAGAAUAAAAGAAGGUGUUAAAGUCUUACAGUCUUUAGUAACUUCAGAGAAUCUGGAGCUUACAGAGCCUCGUUCUUCAACAAUACCCACCGUGGAGUGCAGUGAAUGUCUUGAAGGAAAGGAACAAAUCAAGCCCGUGAUUGCCUCUCUCAGUGAAAUCAAACAUACUUUGUCUAAAGAAAGUGGUUUUGAGGUGCCUGAACCUGUUGAAGAGGUUGCACAGCUGUCCAAAGAUCAGGUGUUGAAAUCCGCCAUCUCGGUCAAAGAAACGUACAAACUUAAAGGCGACCAAACUGACGCAAUUCCAGGUUUAGACAGUGCUGUUUUAGUGCAUUCCCAGAGAGAAGAGAAUCAAGUCCUUCAUUUACAGGUCAUAAGCGAUCAAGGUACUCUUCCAUCCGAAGGCAGAUUUACCUGCGAGAAACCAGAAGCAGUACAAGCUGAAUCCAGGAAAAGCCCAAAUCUUAUGUACACAACAUCUGUGGAUGAUCAGAAAACUGUCAAAUAUGAGCAAGAAAUGACAAUUACUUGCACAAAGGCUGCAGAGGUCUCUCAAGCCAUAAAACCACGUCAAGAGGUUCCUCCGAAGUUGCAUCUUUCGUCAGUUCAGGCUGAGGCGAUUUUGUCCAAAGAAGGCUUUCUUUCAGUACAAGAGCCAAACCAGCAGAUGGCAGUGCAGAAACAGGAGAAAGCUUGUAAGCAAGCAGUUACCGUAGACGAAAAAACAGAGCUUACAGCUGAUUACACCAAACAUCUUGACGUUUCUGUCAAAGGGGUUAGUCCUGAACAUCGGAAAGAGCCCAGAACACUAAACAUUCUUCACAUUGUCUCUGAAUCUACGCCACUUCCAAAGGAAAGUCCUAUUAUAGCUAGUGAAAGAGAGCAGCAUGCCCUAGUUCAGAAGGAGGACAACUGGAAUAUUUUGCAUGCAGUGACCGUGUCAGAUAGACCCACUUUACAGGAGGGUCAUACUGACGAUCUUGAGGCAACAGAAGAACUUACUUCCAAGGUAACUGUAGAGCCCAAGCUUCCGAUGCAUCCUCUGUAUGUUGAGGAAAAGGCGAUUUCCACGGAAAGUUCAGUCACUCUUGCGGAUGCAGAGCAGGAUUUUGCUGUUCAGAUUCAAGAAGGUCAGUCCUUGAGGCAGUCAGUCUUAAUGGAAGAUAAGCGACCUCUGAAAAGCGAGGUAUCUAAGGACAUUACCAAACCAGAGACCUCAACGGUAAGUAUGGUCACUCAACCUACUGCAACGCUUCAAGUGACCGAAUCCCAACAAAGCCAAACUCUUCCAAAGGAACUCACGUUCCUGAUUCCUGUACCGAAGUCGCACUCUUUAGAAAUCAAGCGUCAGCUGAAAAAUGCUUUACAGUGUGCUGUAGCCUGCGAUCAGCCGCUAAUCCUGGCCGAUGUCGUCCGUAGCUUAGACGUGGUUGACGUGAAGGAGGUCAAAGUCCUUAAAGAACCCAAGAAUACAAUGUUCUCGUAUCUUAUUACGACAAAAACGGUUCCAGUAGAAGUAACGAUUGCCUUUGAAGGGGAAUAUCCUCGAACAGCUGAUCUUAGAAGUGAACUUCAAGCAGCCUUGAGCUCCAUUAUUUAUCAAGAACAGCAGAUCUUCUCGUCAGAACAGGUUCUCGACACGUCGCAAGUUUUCCAGCAGAAACAGAAAGUACAGCUUAGUUUCGCUCCUUCAAAAGAAGUGCUGUCGCCAGUGGUAGAAUCUGUUCAGAUUACGGAAAACGUGGACGUUGUCACGUCACCGAAAACUCAAACUGCUGCUUUAAAGACUGAAUCUACCAUGACUUCGGGGAAAGUGGAUGUUCAGAAGAUGUCCGUUCAUACGGCAGAACAAGAGAAGAAAUCUUUAGCAAAGAAAGGGUACAAGAAAGAUGUUCAAGUUCUUGAAACUCUUAUGUCUGAUAAAUCUUUGCUGCAAAGUUCAGUUGAAGAGUCCAGAAAGGUCUUUUUUCACGAAGAAGAAAGAAUAGAAGAAUUUCUUAAAGUGGAAACAACAAAAGUAGAAACAACCGCAGACAAAAAGGACAAAGAACUGAAGUUUGACCUGUCAUUAGAAGACAUCGCUGCAAUAGAGGGUUCUGUGGUUACGUUCAGUGUUAAAAUAAAAAACGUAAAUAAAGUUAACUGGCUUUUCAAUGGCAAAUUGAUCAAAUCUGGCAAAGAGUUCAAAUGUUCCAAAGAUCACGACACGUAUACUUUAGUAAUCAGCAAAGUUACGAAGGAAAAACACGAAGGCGAGUACACGUGCCAGGCUGCCAACCAAGCUGCCGAGGCCUCGACAUCAUCGCGGCUCAGAGUUCUCUCGAGAGUGCCUCCAGUUUUCAAGAGAAAAAUCCACGACCUGGAAGUGAACCUUGGCAGCCCCGCCAAGUUCGACUGCGAGAUCGAAGACGCUCCAAACGUGAUCUUUAAAUGGUUUAAAUCCGGUUCUGAGAUCCGGCAGAGCGAUAAGUACCGGAUCAUCAGCCACCACACCACCUCCUCCCUGGAGCUCCUGAACUCGGCCAAAACCGACGGUGGAGAAUUCAGCUGCCGAGCCUCCAACAAGGACGGUAGCGAUAGCUGCGCCGCUAACCUGAUCGUCACCGAACUUUCCUCCAUCCCUCAAGAAUUACAAAUGCUGGACGUAGAGAAAGGACCCAGUGCUGUUUUUCACUGUGAGGUUAUCGGUACUGGCCUGUUUGGAAUUAACUGGUUAAACACUAAAAGGCCGCUGAUUCAGGAUAAAAAACAGAGUCUUCGAUUCCAAGAUUCGGUCGCAGAUUUGGAAAGAUGUUCAUUUGAGAAAUCCGAUAUAAUACCAGGGGAAUACCACUAUAAUUUAUCAAAAUCAAUCGGACAGAUCCCUUCAAAAUCAGUUGUGGAGUUAAGAGAACCUGCUCGCUUUGUGAAGAGGUUAAAGGACACGGUUUUCCCAAUGAGCGACAGACUGAGGCUUGAGUGUACGUUCACCGGAGCGCCAAAAUUGUUCGUAACUUGGUACAAAGACGGAAAGCAGCUGUACGCCUCGUACAGAUAUAACACAAGAAUGACCAAGAAUUCCUGCAUCUUGGAAUGUCUACAAGUGUGUAACAAAGACACGCCAGGAAAAUACUCUUGUGAAAUCUCGAAUUCCAUGGGAACUGAUAUUUGUCACGCCAAUGUGAUGACGAGGACAGAGCGUAAAAUUCCACCAACCUUCACUAAAAAAUUCCCAGAGCACAUCGAGGACACCACGGGUAAGCUGCUGAAGCUCGAGGGUCGUGUAUCUGGAUCCCAACCCCUGUCCAUUAACUGGUACAAAGAUAACAGGGAAAUCUUCAGCUCCAACAACUGUGAAAUAUUAUUCAAGAGCAACGUGGCGGUGCUGUGCAUUAAGAGUUCCCAAACCUCGGACAGCGGAACGUACGUGUGCAGCGCCAGCAAUGAAGCCGGUUCCACCUCCUGCCAGACGGUGAUCAAGAUCACAGAGCAACAAAAUCCACCGACCUUUAUCACGACCCUCACGCCUACGGCAGUGGGCGAGGGCGAGAGACUCAGCCUUAGCUGUAACGUCACCGGCUCUCCUCCACUGAACAUCCAGUGGAUGAAGGACAGGAGGGAGGUGACGUCCUCAGCCACCACCAAGAUCACCUUUACCGACGGCGCCGCCAGUCUGGUGAUCGACAAAGCGUCCAAAACCGACGCAGGAGAUUACCUCUGCAAGGCCUCCAACAGCGCCGGCAGCACCUUCUCCAAGACCAAGGUCACCAUCAAAGAAAAAGCAGGAGCCGCUCCUGCAGCAGCUCAGCCGGUUCCAUCAGCACCUCAGCCAGUUAAAAAACUGGAGAACUUGUUCUUCAUCGAUGAACCGAAGAGUGUUCGCGUCACCGAGAAGGGCACCGCAACCUUCAUUGCCAAGGUUGGUGGUGAUCCCAUCCCUAACGUGAAGUGGAUGAAGGGAAAGUGGAGGCAGAUGACCCACGGCGGUCGAGUCAGUAUCGAGCAGAAAGGCCAAGAGGCCAAACUGGAGAUCAUAGAAGUGACCAAAUCUGACUCCGGUCAGUACAGAUGUGUAGCGUCUAACAAACACGGAGAAAUCGAGAGUCAGACUGAGUUAACCGUUUCUGAGAAGCAGGAGACCGCACCUGAAACGGUCAAACUGAAGAAGACGCCAUCAAAGCAGAAAAGUCCGAAGGAGGACAAAGACAUUGAUAUUGUUGAGUUGUUGAGAAACGUAGAUCCCAAAGAGUACGAGAAGUACGCUCGCAUGUACGGCAUCACCGACUACAGAGGCCUCCUGCAGGCCAUCGAGCAGCUGAAACGAGAGAAGGGCGAAGAAAGUGGAAGACCGGAACGCGAACGUGGACGAGAAGCCGAAGACGAAGAUUUGGCUAAGCUCGUGUCUGAUUUGCAGAGAAGAAUGGAACAAACUGAACCCGUCACCCUGCUUAACGACAUCACAGAUCAAACCGCCCAGGUUAAUAACGAGGCCGUGUUUGAGUGCGAGAUUAAGAUCAACUACCCAGAAAUCACCAUGUCUUGGUACAAAGACACCCAGAAGCUUGAGAACGGUAGUAAAUACGAUAUUAAGGUGGUGGGCGACCGCCACGUGCUGAAGAUCAGGAACUGUCAGAAGAGUGACCAGGGAAAUUACCGCGUCGUGUGCGGCCCUCAUAUCUCCAGUGCCAGUCUCUCGGUGUUGGCUGAGCAAAUUCAGUUCACCAAACGCAUCCAAAACAUUAUGGUGAAGGAACGCCAGACGGCGACGUUUGAGUGCGAGUUGUCUUUUGACAACGCCGUGGUCACAUGGUACAAAGACUCAUGGGAACUUAAAGAGAGUCCAAAAUAUACCUUCAGAUGUGAGGGACGACGUCACUUUAUGAUCAUCCGUAAUGUUACAUCUGAGGACGAAGGCGUAUACUCUGUAAUUGCGCGAUUGGAGCCCAUCGGUGAAGCUACGAGUACUGCUGAGCUUUAUCUGUCGGGCAAAGAGAUUGAUCUAGGAAUAAUGUCUUAUGAUGUCCCUGAUACAACAAUACAAGUACCAGAGAUGUCCUCUAUUAUUAGUUUUAAAGAAGAGUCAUCUGAAUAUUAUUAUGAAGAAAAGAGUGAAGUAUCAGUGGGUUAUGAGAGUGGGACGGUCAGAGAGGAUUUCUCGUCUUCUGAAGAACCGAAGAAGCCAGUUGAGGAAGUUGUUCCUAAAACUGUGGCUGGAAAGACGGAAGAAAAGCCUAAACAAGAACCUGAAGUCAGGAGGCCGGUAGAAGAAAAGGUCCAGGUGGUAAAAGUACCUGAGAGAAAGGAAGAGCCAGCACCUAAAGAUGUUCCUAAACCAGUGCCAGUGGUUCCUGAGCCUAAACCUCAGGUGGUGCCACCUGAGCCCAAAGUGGCACCAAUGGCUGAACCAAUGGCUGUGCCCAAGCCACAACCCACACCUGAACCCAAACCUGAACCUAAACCUGAGACUAAGGUUCCAACAAAACCAGAACCAAAGGUUGAACCUAAACCUGAACCUAAACCUGAAGUUACAAAGAAGCCAGAAGCUCCACCUGUCAAAGCUCCCGAAGAGGCAAAAACUAAGAAAACGCCACUUAUAAAAAAGCCUGACAAAAAAUCAGAGCUUGAAUCGUUUGCCUCUGAAGCUCCACCGAAACCAACAGCUUCUAAAACACCAUCCAAACAAGAAGUGCCAGUACUGAAGAAGCCUGAACCAGUAAGGAAAGAGGAGGCUGUACUGGUUUCCACUGAAAAACCAGUGGCCAAGCUGUGUGAGAAGCUACCCGAGCUAACGCCAGCCUCUACCGAGCUGCUAAAAGUAGAACUGGCUAAAAGUCUGGAGACUAAACAUGUUAAAAUCGAAGUUUCGAAGCCAGAAAUGAGCAGAAAACCUGAGAUAAAACCAGUAUCUGAGGAAUUGCCAGAAGCAGAGCCACCAAGAUCAAAACUAGAACCAAAACCGGUUCAAAUGGAACCAGUUAAAAAGCCUGAACUGGCUAAAAAAGCUGAUCCAACUAAAUCUGAACCAGUUCAGCAGCAAAAACCAUCAGAGAAAGUGGUUGCAGUUAAACCUGCCGACGUGCCAACUGAGAAAAUAAUGGUGACUAAAACUCAAAAGGAGAUGGAAAUGGCUCCGACCAGAGUCUUCACAGCUUCAACAAGAGCUGAACAAAGCCAGUAUUCAAUGGAAAUUUCUCAGAAAACUGAAGAGAUUUCAGUGAAAAUGGAAAUGAGUUUAAGAGAGGAGCUCUAUGCAGAGGAGAAUAUCGUAAAUAAACCUGUGGAAACUUCAGUAAAAGUGGUUGAAGUUAAAACUACACAAAAAACAACUGAGAAAAAACUGGAAACGACGCCUCAAAAGAAGUUGGAGAUUUCUCCUGCUAAAGUCCAUGUAGCUCCAAGUACAGAGAAAUCAUCCAUUAAAACCGAGAAGAUCGUCAUCGAGAAGCAGCUGAUCUCAGGAGAAAAGAAAAUCCAGCAUGAAAUAAAAGAAGUGAAAUUUCAACCUGAAGAAACGGUGAAGAAAGUGGUUAAAAUUAAAACUAAAACUACAGAAGCAAAACCGGAGGAAACACCUGUAGCUAAAACUGUGGCUUCAACACAAGGUAUAAACGCAUAUUUCAGAGUUAAAAUACGCCUAUAUGUGAUCAUGAUACUGCACUACACCAAUAAAACUAUUCUUAACUUCACGUUAUUAAACGAUGUUCUGCUGUCGCCAGCUCUAAAGAUAACUGAACAAAAAGCUUAUAAAAUGGAUUCGCCCAAAAAAUCUACAAAGACUGAAGUAGAAGAAGAAGAAUUUCAGAUUUUAUCUACUGAAGCUGAGGAAUUUUACAUGGAAAAUAAAGUGGUGGCUCUUGAGGAGAGAUCUGAAACAGAGCUUUCACUAAAAGAUUAUAGUUCUAUACUGAAGGAGACGAUAUCAGAGGAAGAGACGAUCCAAACUGUCUCUGAAAUCAGGAUCAAACCAGGAACCAGACUGAUGGAUCCAACAGCUCAACAGAGGAAAGACGAGAAUCUAAAACAGAAAGAGUCCAGCGUUAAGAAGGACGUUGAUUUAAAGAAAGAAAAGGAAAUUAUUCCUCCUGAAACCAAGAUUCAAAAAGUAAAACCAAAAGAGCAAGUGAAGAAAGAGCUUAAAAUGCUGGAAAAAGAGCCAACUGUGGAGAAGAUGGCAACUCCUGAGGCUCCAGCGCCAGCAGUGGCGCCAACGCCAAAAGUGGCGCCAACGCCAAAAGUGGCACCAACGCCAGCAGUGGCACCAAUGCCAGCAGUGGCACCAAUGCCAGCAGUGGCGCCAACGCCAGCAGUGGCACCAACGCCAAAAACGGCACCAAUGCCAAAAAUGGCGCCAGUUCAACCAAAAGUGUCUCCUCCACCUGGAGAACCAACUGUGGAGAAGAUUCCAACUCCUGAGGCACCAACGCCGAUAGUUACACCAACAGUGGCACCAACGCCAAUGGUGGCACCAACACCAAUGGUGGCACCAACGCCAAUGGUGGCACCAACGCCAAUAGUGGCACCAACGCCAAUGGUGGCACCUGCACCAAAAGUUGCACCAGCUCCAACAGUGGCACCAACGCCAAUGGUGGCACCUGCACCAAAAGUUGCACCAGCUCCAAAAGUUGCACCAACUCCAACAGUAUCACCAGUGCCAAAAGUUGCACCAGUUGAACCAAAAGUGUCUCCUCCACCACGAGAGCCAACAGUGGAAAAGAAGCCAACUCCCAAAGUGCCAAAGCCAACCGUGGCACCAACGCCAACAUUGGCACCAGUUGAUCAAAAAGUCUUGCCUCCUAGAGAGCCAACAGUGGAAAAGAAGCCAACUCCUGAGGCGCCAACGCCAACCGUUGCACCAACGCCAACAGUGGCACCAGUGGCACCAGAGCCAACUGUGGCACCAGUUGAACCAGUUGAACCAAAAGUGUCUCCUCCGCGAGAACCAGCUGUGGAGAAAAAGCCAACUCCAGAACCUCCAAAGCCAACAGUGGCCCCAGUUGAACAAAAACCCUCACCUCCUCGAGAGCCAACCGUGGAGAAAAAGCCAACGCCUGAAGCGCCAAAGCCAACAGUGGCGAAGGUUGAGCAAAAACCCUCACCUCCUAGAGAGCCGACGGUGGAGAAGAAGCCAUCGCCCGAAGCACCAAAACCCACAGCGGUACCAAUCCAACAAAAAGGUUCUCCUCCUCAAGAUAAAGGCCCUGUUGAAACUCCUGGACCAGUUCAGAAAGCUUUUGAAGAUUCUAGCUCCACUCGAGCGUAUCUUAAACACAAGGCCAAGAUUCACGUUGAAGAAGAAACAAAGAUGGAGACGCCAGUCUUAAAACAAGUCAGCAGAAAAUAUAAAGAGGAGGAGGAAGAGGGUACGGUUGUAUCUCUGACGACAAAAGUCAGCAAGAUUCAACAGGAAGCUUCAAUCCUUCAGAAAACUGAACAAACAGAAGGUUUUGAAAAGCAGGAAAUACGCUACUCAGAGACUUCUGUUUCUGAGUGUACCAGCAGCUACGAAAUCAUGGAGGAUGAAUCUAAGAAAUCUGAAGAAUAUCUGACAGAAAAGGAAGAGAAAUUUGUAAUUCCUGAUUCUGAAGUUCCAAGAGAUGAAAGAAAUGCAGAUUUUAAGAAAAGCAAGACGCCAAAGGAGGAAGAACCUAAGACUCCUGGCCUAACGAUCAAAAAAGGCUCAAAAAUACCGUCAACAGAGACAGAGCAGGAACCGGUUAAGCUGAAACCAGUUAAAAAACCAAGUAAACCAGAAGAUGCAGCUCCAAAGAAAGAAGAAAAAGUUUCAGAGACGAGAGGAACCACUGGUUUCCCAGCUCAGGAAAGAGUUCAACGAGAUGAACAAGCUCCAUCGGUGGAGAGAAAAGAGAAAACACCCACAAUUAAAACCGUUGAGGAAACCAAAGUGGUGCCAAAACCUGUGGUUCCACCUGAGACAAAAGUACCCAAAGACAAAACCUCCAAAGAACCAAUUAAACCCCAAAUCCCCAAAUCGAAGAGAACUCCAACCCAAGAUCAAGUAGAGGAAAAGGUUCAGCUAAAACCAUUUUCAAGAGAAUCCAAAGCUGAAGAGCCAUCAGAAAAAGCUGCCCAACCACCAACCGAAGAAACCAAAGAAUCUACGUCAGCUCAGGAGAGAGACAUCAAGUCAACGUUGAAGGAAUCAGAGGAAAAGGCAGAUAAAGAGCCUGAAAAGAAGUCUGGAAGUCAAAUCCAGCAAAAACCAAGCCCAACCAUUCCCAGUAAAGUAAAGACAGAGACCAGUCCACCAGCCCAAGAAGAGAAGAAGCCACUUGCAAUUAAAAAGGGCGGCCAUAUUGCCAAAUCACCUGAAGAAAAUAAGGAGGAGGUACUGCUGAAACCAGUAGCGUCUAAAAAGACUCCAUCACCACAGGUGGAGAAACCCACUGAAAAGAAACCAUCUCCCACUGGAAUCAGCCCAGUAAGCUCAGCAAAAAGUCCAAAAACCAGCCCAAAAGAAGACGAUAAGACAAAGACCUCAGUAAAGAAGCUCGGUGGUUCUCCACCACAGGAAACCGAAGAGGUCAAACUCAAACCGGUUGAACUUGUGAAAAAGGGAGCAGAGCUGAAGAAAACGCCGUCGCCGAAGCCCGAAGCCAUUCGAGUGGAGAAGAAGCAGAGUCUAAAAGAACCUAAAAAACUUUCGCCCAAGGAUUCAGUCGAGUCCGUCACUCUGAAAAAGGUGCCGAAGAAAGUCAUGCCCCAAGAAGACGCGCCUUCAAAACCCGAAAACGAAAAACCGUCGCUGAUGAAAGUGUUGUCGCCCGGAGCUGUGGAGCUGGAGAGGAUCCCGACUCAGCAGGAAGAGGAAGUGUUCGAGGAAGAAGCUGAUAAACAGGAAGAGGACGAUGAGGAAGCGUGGGGGUGGGAGCUCACUCCUACUGAAAGUUACGGAUCGGAAGAUUUGGGCGACUCGUUGGAGGAUGGAGCUGUUGAGACUCCGGGUGGCGUAGGUGAGAAGAAAGAUGGAAAACCAAAGGAAGAAGCCGCCCCAGGCCGAGGCCGAGGACUUAAACCAAGACAAACCCCCUCCCCCGGUGAUGCCGGACGUGGACGAGGAAAGCCCGGCGGCGGAGGAGAUAAACCUCCUGGAGACUCGCCGUUCGGUUUCCAGCUGAAGGCGGUUCCUCUGAAGUUCGUGAAGGAGCUGGAGAACAUCGUCCUGCAGGAAGCCGAGUCCAUCGGUUCCUCAGCCGUGUUCGAGUGCCAGAUUUCUCCUUCUACUGCCAUCACCACCUGGAUGAAGGACGGAAGCAACCUGAGGGAGAGUCCAAAACACAAGUUCACCUCCGACGGCAAAGACCGUAAACUGGCCAUCAUCGACGUCCAGCUGUCCGACAGAGGAGAGUACACCUGUGUAGCCAAGCUGGGAAAUAAGGAGAAGACCUCCACCGCCAAACUCAUUGUAGAAGAGUUACCUAUUAAAUUCACUAAGAAUCUGGAGGAGGAAGUGUCCGUACUCAAGGGUCAGCCCAUGUAUCUGACCUGUGAGUUGAGUAAAGAGCGAGAUGUGGUUUGGAAGAAGGAUGGAAAAGAACUGAAGGUGCUUCCUGGAAAAGUUCAGAUCAAUGUUAUUGGACUGCAGCACGCCGUCACCAUCCAGGAUGCCAACGAUAACGAUGUGGGUGUUUACACCUGCGAGUGUGAGAACCUCACAACUCAAUCCAACGUGAAAGUGAUCGAGAUCAUCAGGGACUGGUUGGUGAAGCCUCUGAGGGAUCAGCAUGUGAAACCGAAGGCCAUGGCUACCUUCAAGUGCGAGCUCGUGAAGGACACUCCCAACUGGAAGUGGUUUAAAGGAAAUGAUGAAAUUCCGAACGACCCCACAGAUAAAACCGAGGUGAAGAAGGACGGGAAGGAACUCACUUUGACCAUUAAAAACGCCCAACCCAACGACGUCGGAGAGUACGCCAUGGAAGUGGAGGGCAAACGUUACCAAGCUAAACUGACACUUGGAGAGCGUGAAGCUGAGAUCCUGAAGCCUCUGGCCAGUGUGGAGGUUGUGGAGAAAGAAGAAGCCAAGUUUGAGACUGAAAUCUCUGAAGAUGAUGUACCUGGAGAAUGGAAACUUCAAGGACAAGUUCUUACAAGAUCACCGACCUGCGACAUCAAAGCUGAGGGAGGGAAGCGAUUCCUCUCUCUGAAAAACGUUCAGCUGGACCAGGCUGGAGAAGUGACGUACCAGGCUCUGAACGCUGUGACGAGCGCUAUGCUAAAUGUGAAAGAGCUGGAGAUGGAGUUCACGACGCCGCUGAAGGAUGUUUCUGUGCCUGAGCGUAAACAGGCAAAGUUUGAGUGCUCCAUCAAUAAGGACGUUCUUAAAGUCAUGUGGUUGAAGGGUUCUGAUAUUAUAACGUCCGGAAAUAAAUACGAGAUCAUUGAUGAUGGAAAGAAACACAUUUUAAUAAUAAAUAACUCUGAGUUUGAUGAUGAGGGGGAGUACACUAUUGAGGUGUUGGGCAAAACCUCAACGGCUAAGCUAACGAUAGAGGGUAUGAGGCUGAAGUUCAUCUCAGAAUUAAAGGACAUAACAGUGAAGGAAGGUAAAACUGCUCGCUUCGAGCUCGAGCUCUCUCACGAAAACGUCCCGGUGGUUUGGUACCGAAAUGAAAUCAAAAUUCACCCGAGCAGAACUGUGGUAACUUAUACUGAAGGAGUGAAACAUAUAUUAGAAAUGAAGGAAAUCACUCUAGAUGAUACCUGCCAAAUAAAGGCAGUGGCCAGAGAGAUCACAACCAAGGCUAAGCUGCUGGUUUUAGAGGGUGACGCGGUGUUCACGGUGAAGCUGCAGGACUACACGGCGGUGGAGAAGGACGAGGUGACGCUGGACUGUGAGCUCAGUAAGGACGUCCCGGUGAAGUGGUUCCACAACGAGAUCGAGAUUAAAGCCUCUAAGAUGGUGUCGAUGAAGGUGGAGGGGAAGAGGAGGAUCCUCCAGCUGAAGAAGGUGGAGCAGAAGGAUAAGGGAAUGUAUGUGUGCGACUGUGGAACAGACAAGACGUCCGCCACCAUCAACAUCGAAGCUCGCGACAUCAAGGUGGUGCGGCCGAUGUACGGAGUGGAGCUGUUUGAUGGAGAAACUGCUCGCUUUGAAGUGGAAAUCUCUGAAGAUGACGUCCACGGACAGUGGAAACUGAAGGGAGAAGUCCUCACGCCCUCACCUGAUAUUGAGAUUAUUGAGGAUGGGGCAAAGCACACUUUGACUCUGUAUAACUGCAAAGUCAUCCAAAGUGGAGAAGUGGUUUUCCAGGGAGCGAACGCUAAAUGUGCUGCAAACCUGAAAGUGAAAGAGCUGCCCGUUUCCUUCCUGACGAGUCUGAGCGAUGUGCAAGUGUACGAGAAAGACGAGGCGAGGUUUGAGUGUGAACUCUCCAGAGAGAUUAAGACGUACCGCUGGCUGAAAGGAUCUCAGGAGCUGAAGACGGACGAGAAAUAUGAAAUCUUCAUGGAGGGAAAGAGACACUCUCUGCUGGUCAAAUCUGCAGCCUACGAGGACGAGGCCAAAUACAUUUUCGAGGCUGAGGACAAGAGAUCUACUGCUAAACUCGUCAUCCAAGGAAUUCGUCUGGAGUUCGUGAGAGCGAUUAAGGACGUGACGGUGAAGGAGCGCGAGACUGCAGAGUUCAGUAUCGAACUUUCUCACGAGAAAAUACAAGUUACCUGGUACAAAAACGACGUCCGGCUGCACCCGAGCAAAGUGGUGCACAUGUCCGAACAGGGCAAGAUCCACACGCUGUCCUUCAAGGAGGUCUCCAUCGACGACACGUCCCUCAUCAAAGUGGAAGCUCUGGGGAAAACCUCCGAGGCCAUGCUCACCGUCCUCGAGGGUGAGGCGUACUUCACCACUAAGCUGCAGGACUACACGGCGGUGGAGAAGGACGAGGUGGUGCUGAUGUGUGAACUGAGUAAAUCCUCCGCUCAGGUGAAAUGGUUUAAAGACGGUAAAGAAAUCACCCCGUCCAAAAACGUCCUGAUCAAAGCCGACGGGAAGAAGAGGAUCCUGACGGUGAAGAAGGCCGAGAAGACCAACAUCGGGGAAUACGUCUGCGACUGCGGCUCCGACAAAACUGCUGCUAGACUCAACAUCGAGGAGCGUGAUAUUAGGGUGGUGCGGCCACUGUACAGUGUGGAGGUCACUGAGACCGAAUCCGCUCGAUUUGAGACGGAGAUCUCUGAAGAAGACGUUCACGGACACUGGAAACUGAAGGGAGACGCUCUGCACCAGUCUCCUGACUGUGAGAUUAAAGAGGAAGGAACUAAACACAUUCUGAUUCUGUAUAAUGUGAGGAUGGAUAUGGCCGGAGCCGUGGACUUCAGCGCCGCUAACGCUAAAUCCAGCGCUCAGCUCAGAGUUAAAGCUCGUACGAUUGGUCUGCUGAGACCCCUCCGCGACGUCACCGUCACCGCCGGCGAGACCGCCACCUUCGACUGCGAGCUCUCGUACGAGGGCAUCGCCGUGGACUGGUUCGUCGGAUCCGCCAAGAUGGAGCCGAGCGACAGGGUGGUGACCAGAGCCGAGGGCCGGCUGCACAGUCUGACCGUGAGAAACGUGAACAUGGCAGAAGCUGGAAACGUUAAACUCACCGCCAAGGACUUCCAGACCCAGGCCAAACUCAUCGUCAACGAGCCUCCGGUUGAAUUCACCAAACCCCUGGAGGAUCAGACGGUGGAGGAGGAGGCCACGGCGGUUCUGGAGUGUGAGGUAUCCAGGGAGAAGGCGGAGGUCAGAUGGUUGCGUGACGGACAGGAGAUCCGUAAGACUAAGAAGUACGAGAUGGUGGCUGAGGGCUGCAAGAGGAAGCUGAUCAUUAAGGACUGCAGUCUGGACGAUUCCAAAACCUACACCUGCGACGCCAAAGAGUACAAAACCUCCGCCUUCCUCAACGUCGAGCCUCCGCAUGUUGAGUUCAGUAAACCUCUUCAUGAUGUCGAGGUCAAGGAGAAAGAGUCUGCCAAGUUUGAAUGUGAAGUUUCCCGUGAAAGUGCCAAGGUCCGAUGGUAUAAGGAUGGCAUUGAGAUUAGAAAGGGUAAGAAAUACGAGAUCAUUGCGAAGGGAGUUCAGCGUAUUCUCAUCAUCAGUAAAUCCGUGUUUGAUGAUGAGGCUGAAUACGAAUGUGACGCAAGGACCUCCAAAUCCUCCGGCAUGCUGACCGUCGUCGAGGAGGAGGCCAGAUUCACCAAGAACCUCUCCAACGUGGAGGGAACUGAAACCGACAGCGUUAAGCUGAUCUGCGAGGUCUCCAAACCCAGUGCAGAGGUCACAUGGUACAAAGGAGAGCAGGAACUUCCUGAAGCAGGACGAUACGAACACAUCGCAGACGGCAGGAAGAGAGUCCUGAUCAUCCAGGACCUUCGUAUGGACGAUGCUGGAGAAUACCACUGCAAACUGCCCAAAUCAGAGACCACAGCAGCACUGAAGAUCAGUGAGCUGGCGGCGGAGUUCAUCGCCCGGCCGCAGAGUCAGGAGGCGGUGGAGGGGGAUAAGGCGGAGUUCGUGUGCUCGGUGUCUAAAGAGACGUACGAGGUUAAGUGGUUUAGAGGAGAUACGGAGCUCCAGACCGGAGAGAAGUACCAGAUCGUCAGCGAUGGGAAGAGAAGAGCUCUGAUCGUGAAGAACUGCGAGAUGAAGGACGAGGGAGCCUUCACCGCCUGCAUCGGUUCCGUCAAAGCCUCCGCCAACCUGGCCGUGAUCGAAAAACUUAGGAUCAUCACUCCAAUUAAGGACAUGGAGAUGAAGGAAGGGCAGGAGAUCGUUCUGAACUGCGAGGUGAAUUCUGAGGGGGCGAAGGCUAAGUGGAUGAAGAAUGAAGAAACCAUGUUUGAAAGUAGUAAAUUCGUGAUGGUCCAGAGAGACACGGUUUUCUCUCUGAGGAUCAAAGCUGCUGAGAAAUCAGACGAGGGAACGUACACCAUCAAUCUGACCAAUCAGCGCGGAGAACAGGCCAAGUGUUCCGCCAGAGUCGGCGUACUGGAGGAGGCGCUGAUGAUCAUCGAGCCGCUGGAGGACUGUGAGACGGAGGAGAAGAAGACGAUCAGUUUCAGCUGUAAGGUGAACCGGCCGAACAUUACGGUUCAGUGGCUGAAGGCGGGGCAGGAGAUCAGCUUCAGUAAACGCGUGGUUUACCGCGCCGACAAGAACAAGCACACCCUGACCGUUAAAGACUGCAGCAUGGAGGACGAGGGCGAGUACACCGCCGUCGCCGGAUCCAGCAAGUCCUCCGCCGAGCUCAUCAUCAGCGAAGCUCCCACAGACUUCACCGCCCAGCUCCGAGACCAGACCGUCACCGAGUUCGAGGACGCAGAGUUCACCUGCAAGGUCUCCAAAGAGAAAGGCUCGGUUAAAUGGUACAGAAACGGCCGAGAAAUCAGAGAAGGACCCAGAUAUCAUAUGGAAAAAGAUGGAAAGACAUGCACACUGUAUAUUAAGGAGUGCAGACCUGAUGAUGAGUGUGAAUAUGCCUGUGGAAUAGACGACAGAAGGUCCAGGGCUCGGCUUUUCGUUGAAGAGACCCCCGUGGAGAUCGUCAGACCUCCUACAGACGUGUUCGAGCCUCCAGGCUCUGAUGUUGUGUUCGAGGCCGAGCUGAAUAAGGACAGAGUGGAGGUUAAAUGGAUGAGAAACAACAUGAUCAUCAUGCAGGGAGAUAAAUAUCAGAUGAUCAGUGAGGGGAAAAUCCACCGUCUGCAGGUGUGUGAGAUCAGACCUCGAGAUCAGGGCGAGUACAGAGUCGUCGCCAAGGAUAAAGACGCCCGCGCCAAACUGGAGCUCGCAGCCGUGCCGAAGAUCAAAACCACAGAUCAGAACCUGGUGACCGACGCCGGGAAGCCGUUCGUGAUGACGAUCCCCUACGACGCUUAUCCUCGCGCCGAGGCCGAGUGGUUCUACAGUGAAAUCAGCCUCCCGGUGCAGAACAUCGACACGUCCACCGACAAGACCGAGUACAGACUGAAGGACCCCAAGAAGUCCGACCAGGGCCGGUACAAAAUCAUCAUCAAGAACAAACACGGCCAGGGAGAGGCCUUCAUCAACCUGGAUGUUAUCGAUGUUCCUGGUCCGGUGAAGAACCUGAGAGUGGUGGACACGGCGGACGGUGAGGUCAGUCUGGCGUGGGACGAGCCGGAGAGCGACGGCGGCAGUAAGAUCCUGGCGUACGUGGUGGAGAGACGAGACGUCAAGCGCAAGUCCUGGACUCUGGCCACCGACCGGGCCGAUAUUCCAGAGUACUGCGUCGGAGGACUGCAGAAGGACAACAUGUACUUCUUCAGAGUCUGCGCUCGCAACAGAGUCGGCAACGGAGAACCCGUCGCCACUGACGAAGCCGUCCAGGCCAAGAACAAAUUCAACGUACCUGACGCUCCCCAGAACGUCGCGGUAAAAACCGUCAACAGGUUUGGCGCCACCCUGAUCUGGGAGCCUCCUCUGUCUGACGGCGGAUCUGAAAUCACUUCCUACAUCAUCGAGCUGCGAGACCGCACCUCCGUGAAGUGGGAGGCAGCCAUGGUGGUGCGAGCUCAGGACCUCACGGCGGUUCUGAACGACGUCGUUGAGAAUAAGGAGUACAUCUUCCGCAUUAGAGCCGAGAACAAGGCUGGAGUCGGCAUGCCGAGCGCCGCCACCGACCCCGUCAAGAUCAUGGAUCCAAUCGAGCCUCCAAGCCCCCCACUGAACUUCAACUACACCAACGCGAGCCGAGACUCGGUUCAGCUGACCUGGGAGACGCCCCUCAGUAACGGCGGCAGCAUGAUCACCGGAUACAUCAUCGAGAAAUGUGAAGACGGACUCUACAACUGGCUGAGAUGCAACGCCCGGCUCUGCCCAGACCUUUACUACAGGGUUUCUGGUCUGAAGUUCGGUCAGAAAUAUCAUUAUAGAGUUUCUGCAGAAAACGCAGCCGGAGUUUCUGAUCCAUCUGAACAGGUCGGACCCCUGCUGGCUGAUGACCCACAUGUUGGUCCUACAAUGGAUCUGAGUGGAUUUAAGGACGGGCUGGAGGUCAUCGUACCCAACGCUCUGACCAUCCGCGUGCCCAUCACCGGAUACCCCACCCCCAAACCCAGGUGGGUAUUUGGAGAGAAGGAGCUCGUCGCUGGAGAUCGGGUGUCGAUGGUCACCAAACCCACCUUCACCGAGCUGAUCAUCGCCCCGAGCGUCCGUCCCGACAAGGGCACCUACACCCUGCACCUGACCAACGACGUCACCACCGUCUCCGGAGAGAUCGACGUCAACGUCAUCGCAUCUCCGAGCGCACCGAAGGACUUUAAGGUAGCGGAGGUGACCCGUCACCACGUCCACCUCAUGUGGGAGGCGCCGGAGCACGACGGAGGAAGCCCUGUGAUUGGCUACAAUAUCGAGAAGAGGGAGGUGUCUCGUAAGACCUGGGUUAAGGUGAUGUCAGGUGUGCAGGAUCUGGAGUACACCGUGACGGACGUUAUCGAGGGAAAGGAGUACCUGUUCAGCGUAACGGCCUGUAAUAAGUGCGGACCUGGAGAACCGGCUUAUAUUGAAGAUCCAGUGAACGUAUCUUCUCCAGCCACUGUUCCAGAUCCACCAGAGAAUCUGAAAUGGAGAGAUAAAUCUGCGAAGGGGAUCUUCCUGCUCUGGGAGCCGCCCCGAUACGACGGUGGAGCUCCGAUUAAAGGAUACGUGGUGGAUAAGUGCCAGCGUGGCACCGACAAAUGGGAGGCCUGUGGAGAACCCAUGCCCGAGCUGAAGUUCCAGGUGACUGGUCUGAUUGAGGGGCAGUGGUACGCUUACCGAGUGCGGGCGGUUAACAGACUCGGCGCCAGUCGCCCGUGCAAAGCUACUGACGAGAUCCUCGCAGUAGAUCCUAAAGAGGCUCCGGUGAUAGAGCUGGACGCUAAGCUGUUGGCCGGCCUGACGGCGAAGGCCGGCACCAAGAUCGACCUUCCGGCCGACGUUCUGGGAAAACCUGAGCCGAGGGUGAAGUGGACGAAGGCCGACCUCGUCCUCAAACCCGACGAGAGAAUCACCAUCGACACCAAACCCGGACACUCCACCCUGUCCAUCACCAAAACCACCCGCUCCGACACCGCCACCUACAUCAUCGAGGCCGUCAACACCUGCGGCCGCGCCACGGCAACCGUCGACGUCAACAUCCUCGAUAAGCCCGGUCCUCCGGCUGCUUUCGAUAUUUCUGAAAUUACGAACGAGUCGUGCUGUCUGGCCUGGAACGCUCCCCGAGACGACGGCGGCUCUCAAAUCACCAACUACAUCGUGGAAAUGAGACCCCUGGAGAAAGAGGAGUGGCAGAAACUCUCGGCCACCGUUAAACAGACCAUGUUUAAAGCCUGUAAACUGACGGCGCUGAAGGAGUACGUCUUCAGAGUCUCCGCUGAGAACCAGUACGGCAUCGGUACUCCGGCAGAACACGUCCCCAUCGUCGCCAAGUACGCCUUCGAUCCUCCUGGAGCUCCAACCAGAGUAACUCCCUCCGAUAUCGCUAAAGACGCCGUGACUCUGAACUGGUACGAGCCGGACGAGGACGGCGGAAGCCCCAUCACCGGAUACUGGGUCGAGAGAUUCGAUCCAGAAAGUGACAAAUGGAUCAAAUGCAACAAAGUUCCCGUUAAAGACACGAACCUCAGAGUGAGGGGUCUGCCCACUAAGAAGAAGUGCCGGUUCAGAGUUCUGGCUGAGAAUCUGGCCGGACUCGGAAAACCGAGUGCCGAGACCGAUCCUGUUAUGAUCAAAGAUCCAAUCGAUCCUCCAUGGGCUCCCGGUAAACCGUUCAUCAAGGACACAGCGAAGACGUCCAUCUCCCUGCAGUGGACGAGACCCGAGCACGACGGCGGCGCGAAGAUCGAGUCGUACAUCGUGGAGCUGCAGAAGAGCGGGACGGAGGAGUGGGUCCGAGUGGCCGAGGACGUCCCCACCACCGAGUACGUGGUGCCGGGUCUGAUGGAGAAGCAGGAGUACUCGUUCAGAGUUAAAGCCGUAAACGUCGCCGGAGAGAGCGACGCCAGCGACCCCAGCGACCCCGUCGUCUGCAAAGAGCGACUCUAUCCCCCGUCUCCGCCGCGCUGGCUGGAGGUGGUGAACAUCUCGAAGAUCGAUUGUGAGCUGAAGUGGACGGAGCCGGACAGCGACGGCGGGUCUCCCAUCACCAACUACGUGGUGGAGAAGCGGGACGUGCGGCGCUGGAGCUGGCAGACGGUGGACACCACGGUGAAGGAGACACGGUACACGGUGACGCCGCUGAACGAGGGGACGCUGUACGUCUUCCGCGUGGCGGCGCAGAACGCCGUCGGGAUCAGCGACUUCCUGGAGAUGGAGGACUCCGUUCUGGCCAAGGACACGUUCACCACUCCCGGACCCCCGUACGCUCUGACCGUGGUGGAAGUCUCCAAGAGACACGUGGAGCUGAAGUGGGAGGCUCCCAAGAGCGACGGCGGACGACCAAUCACAAAGUACGUUAUAGAGAAGAAGGAGAAGGUGGGAACUCGCUGGUUAAAGUCCGGUAAAACCGCAGGUCCGGAGUGUAAGUACCGCGUCACUGAUGUGGACGAAGGUACCGAGGUUCAGUUCCAGGUCCGAGCCGAGAACGAGGCCGGAGUCGGACACCCGAGCGAACCCACCGACAUCAUCACUAUCGAGGAUCCCAUCAGUCCUCCCUCUCCUCCGAUCGAGGUGAAGAUCGUCGACGCCUCCAGAGAGCACAUCAACAUCACGUGGAAAGCUCCGGAGAAGAACGGCGGCAGCCCGGUGACCGGCUACCACGUGGAGCUGGCCGAGGCCGACACCGAGAAGUGGAUGAGGAUCAACGCUCGACCAAUCAGAGAGCUCAAAUUCAAAGCAGAAGACGGCAUCAUCCCCGAGAAACAGUACGUCCUCAGAGUUCGCGCCAUCAACGCCAUCGGCGUCAGCGACCCGUCCGACAUCUCCGACAAGGUCUUCGCCAAAGACCCCGACUGCGCUCCGACUAUAGACGUGCAGGCGGAGGACGUGGUGGUGGUGGAGGGGGAGAAGCUGUAUCUGAAGGUCCCGUACAGAGCGAUCCCGAAGCCGGCGAUGGUUUGGAAGAAGGGCGAGACGGAGCUGAAGACCGAGGACAGACUGACGCUCACCUGCGAGCUCAACAGCAUUCACCUGGAGCUCCUGAAGUGCAAACACGAGGACGCCGGCAUCUACACCGUCACCCUGGAGAACAGCCUGGGAUCCGUCACCGGAACCGUCAACGUUAAAGUCAUCGGUCUUCCUGGACAGUGUAAGGAGAUCACUCCCAGCGAGGUCACUAAGAGCUCCUGCAAGAUCUCGUGGCAGCCGCCCGAGAGCGACGGCGGCAGCCCGAUCCUGCACUACGUUCUGGAGCGCCGGGAGGCUCAGAAGAAGACCUUCCUGCCGGUGAUGUCCGGAGUCAACGUUCUGGAGUUCGUGGUGAAGGACCUGAUGCUGAACGGGGAAUAUUACUUCAGAGUGAAGGCUGUGAACAGAAUCGGAGCCGGAGAAUAUCUGGAUCUCCGCAACCCUGUUCUCACAGAGGAGCAGAAACAGCGACCCGACCCGCCGGUGGAAGUCGAGGGACAGAACCCCACCAGUACCUCCAUCACCGUUACCUGGAAGGCUCCACCGUCCGACGGCGGUUGCCCGAUCACCGGCUACAUCAUCGAGAAGAUCGAGAAGGACGGAGACCGGUUUGAGAAGUGUGUUCCAAACCUGGUUCCCGGGUUCUCCUACACCGUCACGGGCCUGACCGAGGGCAAGGAGUACCAGUUCCGCGUUCGUGCCGAGAACGUCGCCGGAGAGAGCGACCCCUCCCGCAGUACUCCACUCAUUAAAGCUGCUGAUCCCGUCGAUCCUCCGAAGGUGUCUCUGCACCUCCGCAUCGCGUCCGGCCUCAGCGUCCGGAAGGGCGAGGAGAUCCGAGUGGACGCCCACAUCUCCGGAUCUCCGUAUCCCACCGUCAGCUGGUUCAGGAAUGAGGAGAACGUCCUGAAAAUCGCCAAGAAGAAGCCGGAGCCCGUCGUCAGGAAGAAGAAGACCAAAGCUACUCACCCCGAACCCGAGGAGGAGUUCCACCCCCCGCUCCCCGACCGCCUGUCCUUCGACCAGAGCAAGAGAGGAGAGACGGCGCUGAUGAUCCGAGACGCCAUCAGAACCGACCACGGCGUUUUCACCAUCAGAGUGGAGAACGCCCACGGGUUCGCCACCGCGUCCUGCGACGUCAACGUGCUCGAUAAGCCCGGUCCUCCAGUGAACUUCACGUUUGAGGACAUCAGGAAUACCUCGGUGACCUGUCUGUGGGACGCUCCUCUGGACGACGGCGGCAGUGAGAUCAUUAACUACAUCCUGGAGAAGAAGGACAACACCACCGACGAGAUCGGCUGGGUCACCGUCACCUCCACCCACAAGGGAUACAACUACCCCGUCACCAAACUGAUCGAGGGGAAGCAGUACAUCUUCAGAGUCACGGCCGAGAACAAGUUCGGCUGCGGACCGCCGUGCUACUCCGAGCCCCUGCUCGCCAAGAACCAAUUCGAUCCUCCUGAUGCUCCGAACAUGCCGAGAGUGGGAGAAGUCACCUCCAGCACCGUGGCUCUCUCCUGGCACGAGCCUAAAGACAACGGCAGCCCCAUCCUGGGCUACUGGAUCGAGAGACGCGAGGUCAACAGCAAGUACUGGACCAGAGUCAACCGGAACCUGCUCAGCUCUCUGGCCGUUAAGGUGGAGGGUCUGAUGGAGGGGCUGGUUUAUGUCUUCAGGGUCUGCGCUGAGAAUCUGGCCGGACCCGGUGAAUUCAGCGUCCCCACCGACCCCGUCACUGCCAUGGAUGCCAUCUUGCCGCCCGGUCCCCCAACGCCGCGUAUCGUGGACACCACCAACUCUACAGUGGACAUCGCCUGGGUUCCUCCUCUGUAUAACGGCGGGGGGGAUAUCCUGGGGUAUCAUGUGGAGAGGUGCAUUGUGGGAGAGAAGGACUGGGUGCGCAGUACUGAGUUCAGGUGUAAGGAGUGUAAGUACACUCUGACCGGCCUGACGGAGGGAGCGGAUUACUACAUCCGGGUCUACGCCGUCAACGAGGCCGGACACGGAGUCCCGGGGAUGACCGAACCGGUUCAAGUUAAAGAACCCGAGCUGGCUCCGGGAGUGGAGUUUGAUAUCUCGGUGAGGAACGGUGUUAUUAUUAAGGCUGGAGAGACUCUGAGGGUGCCGGCGUUCGUGGUCGGCAGGCCGGUUCCGGAGGUGAAGUGGAGUAAAGACGACGCUGAGCCGGAUCAGGAGCGCGUGGUGAUCGAGACGGUGGGGAAGUGCAGCACUCUGAGCAUCAAGAACGCUCUGAGAACCGACCACGGCAAAUACCAGAUCACCGGAACCAACACCAGCGGAACCAAAUCCGCCUUCAUCAAAGUGGACGUGAUGGAUGUUCCCGGACCCGUGGUGGAUCUGAAAACUGUUCACGUCAGUAAGAAGAUGAUCUCCCUCACCUGGGCGGAUCCUGUGGAUAACGGUGGAAGUGAUAUUAUGGGAUACGUGGUGGAGAGAAAGGAUGCUAAGAUGCACAUCUACAGGCAGCCUCUGGAGACGGCGUCCUGUAAGUGUGAUAUCGUGGGUCUGCUGGUGGGAGAGGAGUACAUGUUCAGAGUCAUCGCCAGGAACAAGUUCGGACUCGGAGCUCCGGUGGAACUCGGACCGGUUCUGGCUGUGGAUCCGCUAGGAGUCCCGUCUGCCCCGGAGAAGCUGCACUACACCUCCAGAACGAAGAACACCAUCACGCUGGCCUGGCAGCCGCCCCGCAGCGACGGAGGCUCUCCGCUCAGAGGAUACUACGUAGAGAAGAUGCGGCAGGACAGCGACGAGUACGACGUGGCCAACCGGCAGAUCUGUAAAGAUCUCAGCAUCACGCUGGAGAACCUGAACGAGAACAUGAUGUACGACUUCAGAGUGAAGGCCGUCAACGAGGUCGGAGACGGAGAACCCUGCAAACCCAUCAACGUGCACAUCCAGGACGACGAGCUUUCUCCGAGCGUGACUCUGAUGAAGUACAUUAAGAGUAACACCAUCACGGUGAGGAAAGGAGCGGCGAUCGAUAUCCCGGCCGAGAUCGUGGGUCUCCCGCUGCCCACGUUCGAGUGGACGAAGAACGGAACGGUUCUAGAUAAACCCACCGAGACCAUGAGCCUCGAGUCCGAGGAGAUCAACCGGCAGACCAUCAACACCAAAAUCACCAUCCCCGAGACCGUGAGAGCAGAUACCGGAUCCUACAGACUCGCCGCCACCAACGUCCACGGAACCGGCCAGCUCACCGUCCGCGUCGAGAUCCUCGAUCGUCCUCUGCCGCCGCGGAACAUCGUGGUGUCUGAUAUUAAAGCCGAGUCCUGUUAUCUGACCUGGGACGCUCCGGAGGACAACGGAGGAAGUGAACUCACCAAUUACAUCAUAGAGAAAAGAGACGCCAGUAAGAAGAAGUCAGACUGGGAUCAGCUGACCUGCUGCAUCCUGGACCGACGCUACGGGGUGUAUAAACUGGAGGCUUAUGGGACGUACCAGUUCCAGAUUAAAGCUGAGAAUAAGUAUGGAGUGAGUGACGGGUGUGAAUCUGAGAAAGUGGUUCUGAAGGAUCCGUUCGGUCUUCCAGGACCGCCUCAGAGACCCAGAAUCAUCGGCCACACCCGCUCCUCCAUGCUGGUCACCUGGGAACCUCCCAAAGACAACGGCGGCUCCACCAUCCAGGGCUACUGGCUGGAGAAGAGGGAGCGUGGAGCGGUGUACUGGAGCCGGGUUAACCGUGCCCCCGUCACCAAGCCGGCGGUGAAGGGUCUGGAGUAUAACGUCCUGCGUCUGAUGGAGGGAGCCGAGUACCAGUUCCGCGUGAUGGCCCAGAACGCCGCCGGCAUCGGGCCGCCCAGCGAAGCCACCGAGUGCGUGUUCGCCCACGACCCGAGACAUCCUCCGAGUCAGCCUGCCGCUCCAGUCGUGACGGAUAAGACCUCCAGCAGCGUGACGCUGGCCUGGACUCCGCCCGAUAAGGAUGGAGGAAGCCCGAUUAAGGGUUACGUGGUGGAGGUUCAGGAUGAGGGGAUGCUGGAAUGGAGGAGAGUGAAUCAGCCGGAUAAACCCAUCCUCUCCACCUCCUACACCGUACCCAACCUGAAGGAGAACAAGAAGUGCAGGUUCAGGAUCGUCGCUCUGAACGCCGCCGGAGAGUCCGAACCCAGUCCCAGAACCUCAGACACCAUCGUCAAGGACAUCCUGGAGGAUCCGGUGAUCACUCUGGGAGUGAAGGCUCAGGAUCUGCUGUGCUGCCGCGCCGGAUCAACCGUUAAAAUCCCAGCAACCAUCACCGGCAGACCCCUCCCCACCAUCACCUGGGAGUUCGAUGGAGCCGCGGAAACAGAGAAGAAGAACGAGAGACACACCCUCCCAGUGGAUUCAGAGAUCUCUUCCACUGAUAACACGUCUGAAGUCCUGAUCCCCGAGAGUAAGAUCAGCCACAGCGGCCGCUACAUCAUCACCGCCUCCAACCAGGCCUCCACCAAAGUGGUGAAAGUCCGGGUGACAGUUCUCGAUUUACCUGGACCUCCGAAGGACCUGAAGAUCUCAGACAUCACGCGGAGCACCUGCCGGCUGACGUGGAAGCCGCCGGAUAACGACGGCGGCGAGAGAAUUAAGAGCUACUUCAUCGAGAAGAAGACGGUGGAGGGAAAAGCCUGGACCAAGGUGAACCCCGCCUGCGCCAGCCAAUCACUGGUCGUCCCCGACCUGAUCGAGGGGCAGGACUACCUGUUCCGCAUCCGAGCCGAGAACCGGUUCGGCAUGGGCCCGGCGCUCGAGACCUUCCAGAGAACCAGAGCCAAAGACCCCAUCCAUCCCCCCGACGCUCCGACGCGGGUGAAGAUCGUGGACGUGUCGAAGGGAAGCGUGAGUCUCACGUGGAAGCCGCCGAAGAACGACGGCGGGUCUCCGGUGACGCACUACAUCGUGGAGCGGCUGUGGUGGGACGCCAGCGGGGAGCAGAAGGAGUCGUGGAGGCAGUGCAACCGGCGGGACAUCGACACCACCAGCUUCAGGGUGGAGGAUCUGCACGAGGGGGCGGAGUACGAGUUCAGAGUGAAGGCUGUAAACGAAAUCGGAGCCAGCAGACCCUCCUCUACUGCUGGACCAAUCAUCAUCAAGGACCAGACAAGAGCUCCUGUGAUAGAGCUGGAGGAGUUUAUGGAAGCUGAACAGGGGUCUGAUAUCAGCAUCAUCGCUAAGAUUAAGGGAUGCCCGUUCCCCACCCUCACCUGGCAGAAAGCUCCGCCCCACAAGAGCGAGAAUAAGGUGGAGGUGGUUUAUGAUGAGCACAUUAAUAAGCUGGUGUCGGACGAUAGCUGCACCCUGCUGAUCCAGCAGAGCAAACGCGGCGACACCGGCCUCUACACCCUCACCGCCACCAACAGCCUCGGCUCCGCCUCCAAGGAGAUGAGGCUCAACGUCCUCGGACUUCCUGGACCUCCUUCUGGACCAAUCAAAUUCGAGGAGAUCCACUCUGAAGCGAUCACGCUGUCUUGGCUGCCUCCAAUUGAUGACGGCGGCUCCAAAAUCACCAACUACACCAUCGAGAGACGCGUGGUCAGCAGGAAGACCUGGAUUCCGAUCCCGGGUGCUCCUAAAGAACGCCUCUUUACAGCGGAGAACCUGAUGCCGGGACACGAGUACAUUUUCCGGGUCAGAGCUCAGAACAAAUACGGUGUAGGAGAUCCUCUGGACAGCACGCCGGAGGUGGCUAGAGACGUUUUCACUGUUCCUGGUCAGUGUGAGAAGCCCACUCUCUCCAGUGUCACUCUGGACUCCAUGACGGUGAACUGGGAGGAGCCUGAAUCAGACGGAGGAAGUCCGAUUAUCGGUUAUUGGCUGGAGCGUAAAGAGACCACGUCCAAACGCUGGAAUAAAGUAACUCGAGACCCCAUAAAGCCCAUGCCCCUGGGCGUGUCCCACAGCGUGACCGGGCUGAUCGAGGGAUCUCAGUACCUGUUCCGGGUCACCGCCAUCAACGCCGCCGGAUGUGGACCUCCCAGCCUGCCGUCCGACCCCACCUUCGCCAGGGAUCCAAUCGCUCCUCCUUCACCACCAACCCCUAAAGUUACUGAUUGGACGAAGAGCACCGCUGAUCUGGAGUGGAUCCCACCCCUGAAAGACGGCGGCUCCAAGAUCAUGGGUUACUACGUAGAGUACAAAGAGGAGGGAACUGAAGCCUGGGUGAAGGCUAAAGAAACUGAGAUCAGAGGAACGAAAUUUGUCGUCUCUGGAUUGAAAGAGAACGGAUUUUAUAAGUUCAGAGUUUUGGCCUUCAACGCUGCUGGACUGAGCGAGCCAGGAGAGGUGGCUGAUGUUCUGGAGAUGAAAGAUAAAAUAAUCGCUCCGGUGUUGGAGCUGGACGUGUCGAUGAAGGAGAGGAUGGUGGUUCACGCGGGUGGAGUUAUCCGCCUUAUCGCCUACGUAUCCGGCCAGCCCACCCCAGCCAUCACCUGGACCCGGGACGACGGCGCGCUGCCCCCGGAGGCCGUGGUGGAGAACACCUCCAUCAGCACCUCGCUGGUGAUUAAAAACUGCACCAGGAAACAGCAGGGAGUUUACAGCCUGACCGCCGCGAACGCCGGCGGAGAGUCCAAGAGAUCCGUCAUCGUAGACGUUCUGGACGUUCCCGGUGCAGUGGGCGUUCCUUUCGCUGCUGAAAAUCUGAACAUUGAUUCCUGUAAGCUGACCUGGUUCUUCCCUGAGGAUGAAGGCGGUUCUCCGAUCUCUAACUUCAUCAUAGAGAAGCGAGAGGCGGAGCGUAAGGCGUGGACGGCGUGCUGCUACAGCGCCGCGCGGCAGAGCGGAGUCGUCAGUAAUCUGACUUUAGGAAAAGCCUAUUUCUUCAGAGUCGCCGCCGAGAACGCCGUCGGAGUCGGACCCUUCCGCGAAACCGCCUGCGAAAUCAUCGUCCAGGAACGCCUCAGUGUUCCUGAUCGUCCGGAGGAGAUCGAGGUCACGGCUGUAACUAAAGACUACAUCAGCGUGACCUGGAAGCCCCCGAAGAGCGACGGCGGCAGUGAGGUCACCUCCUACGUCCUGGAGGCUCGUCCAAUCGGAAAGGACAAGUUCGUGAGACUGACGAAGGAGCGCCUGAUGGACCGGAGGUUCACGUACGACGGUCUCCGUGAGGGCGAGACUUACGAGUUCCGCGUGAGCGCCGUUAACGAGAUCGGUCAGGGCAAACCGUCCUUCAGCACCAAACCAAUCACCUGCAGGGACGAGCUCGAACCUCCUACGAUCGAGCUGGAUUUCCGUGAUAAGGUGAUAAUCCGCGUGGGCGAGAGCUUCGCUCUUCAGGGACGCUACACAGGUAAACCGGCUCCCUCCAUCACCUGGACCCGAGACGACGAGGAGCUGAAAGCAGAUCAGCACAUCCAGUUCAAGAACACGUUAACCACCAUGUGCCUGGGCAUCAUCAAGGCUCAGCGCAGGCACAGCGGGCGCUACUGCGUCACCGUGGAGAACUGCACCGGCGCCCGCAAGGGCGUCUGCAACGUCACCGUGGUCGAUCGCCCGUUGCCGCCGGAGGGUCCGGUGGUCUUCGAGGAAGUUCACAGGGAUCACAUGGUCAUUUCCUGGAAGCCUCCUCUCGAUAACGGCGGAUGUGAAAUUUCCAACUACAUCAUCGAGAAGAGAGACACCAACAGGGACAUGUGGACGACCGUAACGUCCGCCACCACCAAGACCACCUGCAAAGUGCCGAAGCUGACGGAGGGCCGUGAGUACAUCAUGAGGAUCAGCGCCGAGAACAUGUACGGCAUCAGCGAGCCGCUGGAGUCGGAGGAAAUGAAGGCUAAAGACCGAUUCCGCGUACCCGAGGCGCCGGAGCAGCCGACGGUUAAAGAAGUGUACCACGACUCGGCCAUGGUGUUCUGGAACCGCCCUCGCGACGGAGGCAAACCAAUCACCAACUACAUCCUGGAGAAGAAGGAGCCCUCGGCCAAGAGAUGGUCCCGAGUCACCAGAGACACCAUCUACCCCGCCACCCAGUACAAAGUGCUGGAGCUCACCGAGGGGUGUGAAUACGAAUUCCGCGUAACCGCGGAGAACGAGAUCGGUACCGGAGACCCCAGUCCUGCAUCCAAACCCAUUCUCGCCAAGGAUCCCAUCGUUCUGCCCAGUCCUCCGGUGCUGCCGGAGGCCGUCGAUAAGACCAAGGAUUCGGUGAGUCUGAAGUGGCGCGUUCCUCGCCACGACGGCAAAGGAAAAAUCUUCGGUUAUCUGAUUGAGUAUCAGAAACCCGGAGCGAUCGAGUGGAUCCCGGCCAAUGAGACGCCGGAGUCGUGCCCAGACACCAACUACGUGGUGAAGAACCUCCCCGAGGGCGGAGAAUUCACCUUCAGGAUCAUGGCGGUGAACGCGGCGGGAAAAUCCGAACCUGCUUACGUUAAAGAACCGGUUAAAGUUCACGACAGACUCGAGGAACCGGAGCUGCUGCUGGAUGCUAACAUGGCGCGGGAUCAUCUGGCCAUGAUCGGAACCGAUAUCACGCUGAGCGCUAAGAUCAAAGGCAUGCCGAUCCCCACCGUGUCCUGGAAGAAGAACGAUGGAGAUGUUCCCGCUCACUGUCUUCUCGAGGUCACGGCGAGCGGCAGCAAACUGCACAUGAAGAAGAGCACUCGCGCCGACUGCGGCAAUUACACCAUCACCAUCCAGAACGCCGCCGGAACCAAAACCGCUACCUGCACCGUGCUCGUUCUCGAUAAGCCGAAGCCGCCGCGUAACCUGACGAUCUCUGAGGUGACGAGUGAGUCGGCGUAUCUGACGUGGCAGAAGCCGGAGGACGACGGUGGAGCCGUUAUCUCUCACUACGUGGUGGAGAAGAAGGACGUAGCGGCGGAGAAAUGGGUCCCGGUUAGCGCUUCCUGUAAAAAGCUGAGUCUGAUGGCUCUGUACCUGAUGGAGGGAACUCAGUACCUGUUCCGCGUCGCCGCCGAGAAUCAGUUUGGCAGGAGCGCUUACGUAGAAACCAACAAACCCGUCAAAGCUGUGGAUCCUCUGUAUCCUCCUGGCCCUCCCAAGAACCUGCACCAUGUAGAUGCCGAGAAAACUGAAGUAUGGCUGGCGUGGGAGUGGCCUGAACGCACCGGAGGAAGUGAGGUCACCGGAUUCAUUGUUGAGUAUCAGGAGGAUGGAGCCACUGACUGGGUUUCCUUCAAAACCGUCAGUAAUCCUCACUGUCACGUCACUGGACUGGUAGAAGGAAAGACCUACAGAUUCCGUGUAAAAUCACAGAACGCCAUUGGCAUUAGCCGCCCGGACACCAGCAUACCGAUUACCUGCCAGGAGAAGACCUUGGCGCCUUCUAUCGAAGUUGACGUGAAGCUUAUUGAGGGUCUGAUUGUAAAAGCUGGAACUACCAUCGUUCUUCCCGCUGUCAUGAAAGGAAUACCAGUCCCAACCGCCAAGUGGCUUAGUGACGGAAACGAGCUCAAAACCGAGGGCAAAUUCAAGGUUGAAACUGAAGGAACUUCAACGGUUCUAAGCAUCAGCGAAUGUGCCAGAACAGACGGUGGAGAAUACAUCCUUACCGUCGCAAAUCCUGCCGGAAGCAAGUCGGUCGCUCUUCACUUAACCGUACUCGAUCUCCCAGGCCCUCCGAUCGGCCCUGUCAACAUCCUCGAAGUUACGCCCGACCACAUGGUCAUCCAGUGGCGUGCACCCAAAGACGACGGCGGUACGCCGCUGAUGAAUUACGUCAUUGAGAAGAAGGACGUCAAGAAGCCUUGGGAGCCGUGGUCGGUCGUGAGCUCCGGAAGCUUAAGCACACAAGCCAAGGUUCCACGUCUAGAGAAGGGUCGUGAAUACGUCGUACGCAUUCGUGCUGAGAACAAAAUUGGCAUCGGUGCCGCUCUCGAAAGUCCUCCAACUAUUGCUAAGCAUAUGUUCGAUCCACCAGGUCCUCCCGGGGCACCAUCAUGCUCUGAUGUAACUGAGAACGCCACGACCGUUUCCUGGGAGGCACCAGAAACCGAUGGUGGAAGUCCAGUCAGCGGUUACAUCGUUGAACGUAGGGAGAUGACCGGUAAAUGGAUCCGUGUGAACAAAACACCAGUCCUGGAUCUGAGAUACCGCGUCGCAGGACUCUUUGAAGGCAACAGCUAUGAGUUCAGAGUCUUCGCUGAGAACAUUGCUGGCGUAAGUGAGCCAUCCUAUCCUUCAGAACCAAUAAAAGCCACUCGCCCAAUCACUCCUCCAGGACCUCCAAGUAACCUCAAACUGAAGGACUGGAGCAAGUCGUAUGCUGAUAUAGUAUGGACCAAGCCUAAUAGAGAUGGCGGUAGCCCUGUCCUGGGUUACGUUGUUGAGGUCCAGAAAUCAGGUUCUGCAGAGUGGAAGAGAAUCAAUAAGGAUCUCAUCAAGAUCUGCGCCUUCAGAGUACCAGGCCUUAUCGAAGGUUCCGAGUACAGGUUCCGCGUUAGAGCCUCUAACAAGGUCGGGGAUGGAGAGCCGAGAGAGCUGACAGAGACAGUGCUCGCUAAGGACAUCCUCGUUCCUCCUGAGGUGACCGUUGACGUCGCUUGCCGUGACCUGGUUACGGUUCGUGCCGGACAGAUCAUUAGCCUGGUGACCAGAGUUAAGGGUAGACCUGAUCCCGAAAUCACCUGGACUAAAGACGCAAGAGCUUUAGGCAGAGACAAGCGUACGGAGAUGAACAACCACUAUCCACUCUGUGAGCUGGUUAUUCAGGAAGCCGUAAGAGCAGAUUACGGCAAAUACGCAAUUCAAGCUAAGAACAGCAGCGGUCAGGCACAGGCUACAAUCAUCGUCAAUGUUCUUGAUAUUCCUGGAGCUUGCCAAAACUUGAAGGUUGCAUAUGUCACCAAAGACUCCUGCAUGGUCUCUUGGGAAAACCCAGAGGAUAACGGUGGCACUGAAAUUACAAACUACAAGAUUGAGUGCCGUCAGCCCAGCCAGCGAGGAUGGACCCUCGUUUCGUCUGAUUGCACUAAGCGUCUUAUCAAGGCUCCACUUCUCGAGAACUGCGAAUACUUCUUCCGCGUGAGCGCAGAGAACAAAAUCGGCCUUGGACCGGCCACCGAAUCGAAGGCACCGGUCCUCGCCGUGGAUCCAGUGGAGAAACCUGGCGAGCCUGAGAACUUCCACAUCAGUGAGAUCGGAAAGACGUUUGUCUUCCUGAAGUGGAAGAAGCCAGAAUACGACGGCGGCAGCCGCAAUCUUGCGUAUCACGUUGAAAAGAAACCGAAGGAAGCAGACGAAUGGGAAAGAGUCCACAAGGGCGCGAUUAAAGAAACGUACUUCAUGGCAGACAGAUGUAUCGAGAACCAAAUCUAUCAAUUCAGAGUCCAAACCAAGAACGAAGGUGGGGAGAGUAACUGGGUGACUACUGGAGAGGUUCUUGUAAAGGAAGAACUUGUGAUUCCAGAAGUAAAGGUGAAGUUGGAAGCCGUUCUGGUUGUUAAAUCGGGAGAUUCCAUUCCAAUUGAAGCGGAGGUUAAAGGCAAACCACAACCAGAGGUCAAAUGGUCCAAAGAAGGUGCCAAAGAAGACGUCAUCAGAAGCCCACGCCUUCAAGUGGAGAGUGGUGUGAACUUCUCUAAAUUCCUGCUAACAAACGCAAGACGUACAGACACUGGAAAAUAUAUCAUCACAGCAACAAACGCCGCUGGAAGCAGCAGCGCCGAAGCGAAGGUCAACGUCCUCGACAGACCUGGACCUGUUAGAGACCUGAAGGUGUCUGGCAUUUCCGUGGACAGAUGCAAGUUGGCGUGGGAGAUCCCUGAGGAUGACGGCGGAUGUGAGAUUUAUAACUACAUUAUUGAGAAGUGCGAGACGAAGAGAGGAGUCUGGUCAGUCCAUUCUUCUGCUGUCGUGACCAACUCUGCUAACGUGACUCGUCUUACUGAAGGAAACGAAUACAUCUUCAGAGUGAGAGCAGAGAACAAGAUGGGAGCCGGUCCUGCUGUUGAAACAGAGUCCAUCGUUGCGAGAACCCAGUUCAGUAGACCCGGUCCACCAGACGCUCCAGAGGUGAGCAAAAUCUCCAAGAACGAAAUGACCGUUAUGUGGUGCUCUCCUGAUAAUGAUGGUGGAAAACCCAUUACUGGAUACAUCCUCGAGAAGAAAGAAGAGCACGGAGUCAGGUGGACUCCAGUUAGUAAAGCUCUGAUUCCAGGAAACCACAUGACCGUAACUGGGCUCUUACCCAACCAUGAUUACCAGUUCCGCGUCAAGGCUGAGAACGAGAUCGGACUCGGCGACGCAAGCAAGCCGUCCAGAACCUACACGGCCAGAGAUCCUGUUGGUCCUCCUGGUCCAGUUGGAAAUUUGAAGGUUGCUGACAGUACCAAGACCUCCAUCACUCUUGGGUGGACGAAACCCACUUAUGACGGUGGCGCUCCACUCAUCGGCUACGUGGUGGAGCUCCGAGUUCGUGGUACGGUCAAGAAGGGAGAAGAAGGAUGGAAGAGAUGCAACGUUGCUGCUCAGCUGAUCGGAACCGAGUUUACGGUCACAAGCCUGGAUGAGAAGCUGGAAUACGAAUUCCGAGUUUCUGCUCAAAACCAGAUCGGCUUGAGUCAACCGACUAACCUCGAGGGAGCUGUCUCACCACGGGAUAUCUUGGAGAGUCCUGAAAUUACUCUGGAUGCGGAGCUGAAGAAGGGUCUGACAGUCAGAGCUGGAUGCCCAAUCAGAUUAGUCGCGACCGUGAGAGGACGCCCGCCCCCUAAAGUUCAGUGGAGAAGAAUGGGACUCGAUAACGUGGUGAAGAAGGGUCACGUGGACGUCAUCGACACCAUGACCUUCCUCGUCAUCUCCGACACCACCCGCGACGAUUCCGGCAAAUACUCGCUGACCGUUUCCAGCCCCGCUGGAGAAAAGGCCGUGUUCGUCAACGUCAAAGUCCUCGACACGCCCGGACCAGUGGUCGGCCUGGAGGCAGCAGAUAUCACCAUGAUGUCCUGCAACCUGACCUGGUCUCCACCUGAAAACGACGGCGGCAGUGAAGUGACUCAUUACAUCGUAGAGAAGCGUGAGAUUGAUCGUAAGACGUGGGCCACCGUUAAAGCCAGCGUGGAUAAAACCACCCUUAAAGUCAGCAACCUCGUACCCGGAACCGAGUACUACUUCAGAGUCACGGCGGUGAACGAGUACGGUCCCGGAGUUCCCAAACCCACACCCAGAUCCUACCUAGCCUCUGAUCCAAUCAGUAAACCUGACCCCCCUCAGAAGGUGGAUGUUCUGGAGAUCACUAAGAACAGUGCGAAGAUCGGUUGGGUGAAACCGAUGAGGGACGGUGGAUCUAAGAUCGACGGAUACAUCAUCGAUUAUCUCGAGCUUCCUAAACCCAAACCACCCAAAGAACCCACCGAACCGGCGCCCGCCGAGGGGGAGGAGCCUAAAGCCGAGGCUGUAGAGACCGCACCUCCACCACCACCACCAGUAGAGGAGGAGGAGGAGCCAAAGGAGGAGAAGAAGGAAGAAUGGACACCGUAUACCGUGGUUAAAGAUCUGUUCAUCUCCAUCGCCGGACUGAAGGAGGGAAGGAAGUACCGCUUCAGAGUCGCGGCGCGAAACUCCAUGGGAGCCAGUCUUCCCACCGAAACCAGAGAGGCGUUCGAGAUCAAAGAACAAAUGCUUGAGCCGAAGAUCAUCCUGCCGGAGACGGUCACGGCGAAGGCUGGAGCGAAGGUGAGGGUUGAAGCUCUGGUAUCUGGUAAACCGGCGCCCGAGUGCCAGUGGAAACGAGGCGAGGACAAGGUGGUGUCCUCCAGCCGCCUGGCGGUGCACAAGUCCCAGAACAUGUGUGUUCUCAUUAUAAAGGAUGUAUCUAGAACCGACAGCGGCCAGUACAGCCUUGUCGCCGAGAACAGCUCCGCCAAGGUGGAGGAGGUCAUGAAAAUCGUAAUUAGAGAUAUCCCCGGCCCACCCGAGCCUCCGUUUGAAAUAAGCGACAUCGACUCGGACGCCUGCACACUCUCCUGGAACAAACCUCUGGAGGACGGCGGCAGCAACAUCACCAACUACGUGGUGGAGAAAUGCGAUGUGAGCCGAGGGGACUGGGUCACCGCCGUCUCCAGCUGCGGAAAAACCGGCUGCAGACUCGGAAAACUGAUCCCCGGAAAAGAGUAUGUGUUCCGCGUCCGUGCUGAGAACCGCUUCGGUAUUUCUGACCCGAUUUCGUCCGAGAGGAUGAUCGCCAAAUUCCCCUUCGAUGUUCCCGGUGAACCUCUGAACUUCCGCAUCACAAAGACGAAUAAGGACUGCAUGUUCGUGGCCUGGGAUAAGCCCGAGUCGGACGGCGGCAGCCCCGUAACCGGAUACUACAUCGAGCGUAAAGAGCGGAACAGCCUCCUGUGGGUUAAAGCUAACGAUUCAGUUGUUCGUACAACCGAGUAUCCGUGCGCCGGACUGAUCGAAGGCCUGGAAUACACCUUCAGAGUCUCCGCCAUCAACCGCGCCGGGCAGGGAAAACCCAGCAAGAAAUCGGACUUUGUUACAGCGAGAACGCCAGUCGAUCCACCAGGUAAACCGGAGGUGCUGGAUGUGACUAAGAGCACAGUUUCACUGGUCUGGGCCAGACCCAAGAACGAUGGUGGAAGUAAGAUCAUCGGGUACUACGUUGAAGCUUUGAAGGUUCCUGGAGACAGAUGGAUGCGGUGCAACACCAGCAGCCAGAACGUCCCUCGUGAAGAAUACACCGUAACCGCGCUGGAUGAAGGAGCUCAGUACCAGUUCAGAGUCAUCGCCAAAACCGCCGUGAACCUCAGCCGGCCGUCUGAAAUCACAGAUCCCAUCACGAUAUCUGCUGAGAAUGUUCCUCCAAGAAUAGAACUGGCGAUCCAGAUGAAGAAGAUGCAGCCGAAGAGAGCCGGUACGGACGUCGUCCUCGAAGCCGAAGUUUUCGGUAAACCGAUGCCCAAAGUGACGUGGAGUAAAGACGGGAAGGUUCUGAAGGACGAUAAGGACAUGAAGUUGUCCCAGAAGAGACACCUGUUCUCUGUGAGCCUCGGUGCCGUUUCUAAACUCCACACCGGAGUUUACACCAUUCUCGCCGAGAACGCCAGCGGCUCCAAGAGUGAAGACAUCCAGCUCAAAGUUCUGGACGUCCCUGGUCCUCCAGCUUCCAUCAAACUGGACGAGGUUCUGUCUGACCGUGUAAAGCUGAGCUGGACGGCUCCGCUGGCGGACGGCGGUUCUCCCGUCACCAAUUACAUUGUGGAUAAGCGUGAAACCAGCAGGCCGAACUGGGCGCAGGUUUCUGCUAAAGUCAGUGGAGAUAAGCUGGAGCUGUCUGUGGAGCGUCUGAUCACGGGACACGAGUAUCAGUUCCGCGUUCGAGCUGAGAACCGGUUCGGCGCCGGCGACGCCACGCUGUCCGAUCUGGUCAUCGCUCAGGAUCCUUUCACUGUUCCCGGAGCGUGUGAUCCCCCGAUCAUUACGAACGUGACGAAAGAGAAGAUGACGGUGAGCUGGAAGGAGCCGGCGGAGGACGGUCACUCGCCCAUCCUCGGCUACAUGCUGGAGAAGCGCGAGACUAAAGAGGUGAACUGGACUAAACUGAACAGGAAGCCGCUGCUGGAGAGAUCUCUGGAGGUGGCGGGUCUUUCUGAAGGAGCUCAGUAUGAGUUCAGAGUUACUGCUGUGAACAGAGCCGGACCCGGUAAACCCAGCGACCCGUCCGGCGCUGCUGCUGCCCUCGACCCCAUCUAUCCUCCUGGUCCACCGGUUUCCCCUAAAGUCACCGACACGACUAACAGCACCAUCAGCUUAUCCUGGACUAAACCGGCGAGUGAUGGAGGAAGUGAGAUCCUGGGGUACCUGGUUGAGUGUAAGAGAACGAACACGACGGACUGGAUCCGCUGUAACGUCCCCAAGAACCUGCAGGACACGCACUAUACCGUCAGCGGCCUGCUGGAGAAAUCCGAGUACCAGCUCCGCAUCAGCGCCGUCAACAAAGUGGGAUUCAGUCAGACCUGCGAAGUUCCAGAGAGACCUGUCGUCAAGGACGUGUUCGUGGCUCCGGAAGCUGAACUGGACGCAGAGCUGAAGGACGUGGUGGUUCUUCAGGCUGGAGCUCGGCUGAAACUUCACGCUAAAAUUAAAGGCCGUCCGACGCCGAAGGUCACCUGGGCCAAAAUGAACACCAACAUUAAAGACAGACAAGGAAUCGUCAUCAAAAUCACAGACAGCGACACCACGGUCUGCGUGGAUAAAGUGAACCGAUACGAUGCAGGAAAAUAUAUCCUGAACCUCGACAGCGUCAGCGGCAUGAAGAUGUACACGGUCGUGGUCAAAGUUCUUGACACUCCCGGACCUCCGCUGAACCUGAUGGUGAAGGAGGCGUCGAAGGACAGUGCGUCCAUCCUGUGGGACGAGCCGCUGAUCGAUGGAGGAAGUGAGAUCACCGGUUACGUGGUGGAAAAGCGAGAUGCAGAGAGGAAGGCGUGGUCUAUCGUUUCCACCGGCUGCACCAAACCGUACUUUAAGAUUGAAGGUCUGGAGGCGGGAAGAUCUUACUGCUUCAGAGUCAUGGCUCAGAAUAAAUACGGUACCGGAGAGCCCGGCGAAACCGCAGACGCCGUCAGAGCUUCUGAACAACCGGGACCAGUCAUGGACUUCAAGCCCCUGCUGGUGACCAGAGACUCGUGCACUCUCUCGUGGAAGAAGCCGAUCAGUGACGGGGGAAGUCGUAUUAUUGCGUACGUGCUGGAGGUUCAGAACGGGGAAGAUAAGUGGAAGGAGCUGCUGAGAUCCAAGAACAUGCAGUACAGCGCUAAAGACCUGGUAGAGGGACGGGAAUAUAAAUACAGAGUGAUGGCUACCAACGAUGCUGGAGACGGCCCGGCCAAGGAGCUCUCUAUAGUGGCGAAGGACGUUAUUGUUUAUCCCACUUGUGAUUUACGAGAUUUGCCCAACCUGAACUACAUCGCGAAGGAGGGAAGCAACGUCCGGCUGAAGAUUCCCAUCAUCGGUAAACCCACGCCCAAGGUCUCCUGGAAGAAGGGCGACGAUGAGAACCUGACGGAUACGGGAAGAGUCUGCGUGGAAUCGACUGCUGUAAAUACGACCCUGCUGAUCCGAGACUGCCAGAGGAGCGACGCCUCCAAAUACACCAUCACUCUCCGGAACAGCGCCGGAUCCAAGGAGUCCACCAUCUUCGUCAGAGUCGUGGGAAAACCGGGAAUAUGUGGAGGACCAAUCAAAAUGAAGGAAGUCACAGCUGAUGGAGCUACACUGAAGUGGGGCGUUCCCAAAGACGACGGCGGAUCGGAAAUUACCAACUACAUCCUAGAGAAGCGCGACUCCAUCACCAACAUGUGGGUCACCGUCUCAUCGGCCGUGGAGACCAACUCCCACCGAGUGGGCGGUCUUCAUGAGGGAACGGAAUAUAUCUUCAGAGUUUCUGCAGAGAACAAAUACGGAGUUGGUGAAGGCCUUAAAUCUGAACCUGUGAUUGCUAAGCAUCCUUUCAAUGUUCCCGAUUCUCCACCUCCACCACAGAUCAUGAGCAUGUGCCACGAUUCUGCCACUUUGGCUUGGUCAGAUCCAAGGAAGACUGGAGGCUCACCAAUUACAGGUUAUCACGUUGAAUUCAAGGAAAGAAACAGCAUGUUGUGGAAGAGAGCUAACCCUGCACCUUUGAAGAUGAAAGACUUUAAAGUAAAGGGUUUGACUGAAGGUCUGGAGUACGAGUUCAGAGUAAUGGCCAUUAACUUGGCUGGUGUUGGGAAACCAAGCGCUCCAACUGAGCCACUGGUAGCCUUGGAUGCUAUUGCUCCUCCUGGUAAACCUGAUGUGAUCAGCAUCACAAGAAGCACCGUCACACUUCAGUGGACCGAACCGCUGUACGAUGGUGGUCACAGGCUCACGGGCUACAUCGUGGAGAGGCGUGACCUUCCCGCUAAAGUCUGGGUGAAAGCUAAUCCCGUAAACGUUGUUGAAUGUGCGUAUACUGUGACUGACCUGCAGGAAGGCUGCAAGUACGAAUUCAGAAUCAGAGCCAAGAACGCAGCUGGAGCUCUGAGUCCACCAUCCGAACAGACCGAUACUCUCAUCUGCACGGACGAAUAUGCGGCACCAACAAUUAUUAUCGACUCGACUGUAAAGGAGGGGCUAACCGUUAGAGCUGGAGACACCAUCAUCAUCACAGCAACCAGCAUCCUCGGCAAACCUGCUCCAACCUCGGCCUGGUCUAAAGGAGGAAAGUUCUUCAAACCGUCCGACAUCUGCCAGAUUGAGACAACGCCAACUUCCUCCACUCUGUUCAUCAAGUACGGCAGCAGGAAGGAUUCAGGAGAGUACACGAUUACGGCAAGCAAUCCGUUCGGCGUGAAGGAAGAGAAUGUGAAAGUAAGGGUUUUGGAUGUUCCUGGACCACCAGGACCAAUUGAAGCAAGUGGAAUUUCUUCGGAAAAAGUCACUCUGACCUGGACGCCGCCUCAUGAAGACGGCGGAUCCGCAAUCAAGCACUAUCUUCUGGAGAAGAGAGAAACCAGUCGCCUUCUCUGGACCAUUCUUGCAGAAAACGUCAUCGACUGCCAUUACGUAGCCAACAAACUAAUCCAAGGCAAUGAAUAUAUAUUCCGCGUCUCGGCCGUCAACCACACCGGAUCUGGUGACUUUUCUCAUUCGGAGCCUGUGAAGAUGGUGGACAAUUACGGCCCUCCCGGUCCUCCUGCAAGACCAGAUGUGGAGAACGUUGGAGCAAAAACAGCUACAGUCACGUGGAAGAGACCAGCCGAUGAUGGAGGCAGUGAUAUCACAGGUUACAUGGUUGAGAAGAAGGAGAAGAAGGGAAUGAGAUGGACCAGAGCCUCAAAGAAAGCAAUCCUUGACCUUAGCUUUGAAGUACAAGGACUCACAGAGGGAGUGGAAUAUCAGUUCAGGGUUUAUGCUGAGAACAAGGCUGGUGUUGGAGAACCCAGUGAGCCAUCUCAGCCCGUUACAACCAAGGUCAUGGCAAGUGUACCUGGAAGCCCAGUCAACCCAAGAGUCACUGACACAACCAAAACCACAGCAGAACUCCACUGGGGCAAACCUCUCGACGAUGGCGGCAUGGAUGUUACUGGAUAUAUUGUUGAACACAAAAAGGAUGGAGAAGAAGCAUGGGUGAAGGACACAACUUCACCUCUGAGGAUCACAGAGUUUGUCGUUCCAGGAUUGCAGGCUGGAGCCAAGUAUCAUUUCAGAAUCGCCGCAGUGAACGCUAUGGGAGUCGGUGAACCAGCUCAAACAGCAGACCUUGUUGAAAUAAUUGAGCGUGAAGAAAUUCCUGAUCUGGAGCUGGAUGUUGAAUUGAGAAGAACAUUAGUUGUCAAGGCUGGAAACUCUAUCCGCCUGUUCGUUCCUAUCAAAGGACGUCCAACUCCUGCAGUCACUUGGUCAAAGGAGGACACUGCAGUGAAAACUCGUGCCAUUAUCGACAACACAGAGUCCUACACUCUUUUAGUAAUCCCUGACUGCAACAGACGCGAUGCUGGAAAAUAUGACCUGACGUUGGAGAACGCUGCCGGCAAGAAGACGGCGUACGUGAACGUUAAAGUUCUGGACUCCCCUGGACCUCCUCUGAACCUUAAACCAAAAGCCAUCGACAAAGAAAGCAUCACGCUGCAGUGGGAGAUGCCUCUCAUUGACGGUGGUUCAAAGAUCACUAAUUACAUCAUUGAGAAAAGAGAAGCUACUCGCAAGGCAUACGCUACAGUGGUGACGAAAUGUCCUUCAUGCUCUGUCUGCAUUCCAAAUCUGUCAGAGGGUUCUGAGUACUACUUCAGAGUAUCCGCCGAAAACGAAUUUGGAAUCGGAGAGGCAGCCGAAACCUCAGAUCCCAUCAGAGCAUCUCAAGCACCUACUCCGCCUCAAAUGGUCGCGAUUACCGAUGUUACCAAGAACUCUGUAAGCCUGGCAUGGACCAAACCUAAACAUGACGGUGGAAGCAGAAUAACCGGAUAUGUUCUGGAGGCUCAGAAGAAAGGAACAGACCAGUGGACCCAUGUGACCACAGUGAAGUCAUUAGAUUUUACAGUAAAGAACUUAAACGAGAGCGAGGAGUACGUCUUCCGUGUGAUGGCUGUAAAUCUGUCCGGAAGAAGCCUCCCACGAGAGAGCAAGCAUGUUGUUAUAAGAGAACAGAGCACAGAACCAGAGUUCGAUUUGCGCGGAAUCUGUCAGAAGACCGUCAUCGCCAAGGCUGGAGAUAACAUCAAGGUUGAGGUGCCUGUUACCGGCCGUCCCAAACCUACAGUUUCUUGGCAGAAGGAUAACCAAGCCCUCAAAUUAACACAACGCACGAUGGUUGAAAAUACGUCCACAUCGUCUAUUCUGACCAUGAACGAAUGUCUGAGAAGUGACAGUGGCGUAUAUUCUGUAACAGGAAAGAACAUUGUAGGCUCCGUUACUGAAAACAUCAUCGUCAAAGUGCACGAUGUCCCAGGACCUCCUAAGGGACCAAUUAAAUUGGACAAAAUAGCUCGUACUUCCAUUGAGUUUUCGUGGGAAACGCCUGAAAACGAUGGUGGUGUACCGAUCAAUAACUAUGUUAUUGAAAUAAGGGAAACCACCAGCCAAUCAUGGGUAGAGCUGUCCUCAUUGAUCAUCCGAACAACAUACAAAGCAACUCGCCUUACCACAGGAGUGGAAUACCAAUUCCGCGUCAAGGCCAAGAACAGAUACGGUGUAGGUCCCCCAAUUACCUCCGAACCUGUGGUGGCUGCCUAUCCUUUCAAAGCACCUGGACCACCAGGUACUCCCAAAGUUGUGGCUUUCACUAAGGACACAAUGACUGUUGGCUGGAAUGAGCCGGUUAAUGAUGGUGGAAGUGAAGUUAUUGGAUACCAUCUUGAAAGGAAAGAGAGGAACAGCAUUGUCUGGCACAGGAUCAGCAAGACUCUUGUGGUGGGCAACCUCUUCAAGACCACUGGACUGGAGCCUGGCUCUGCGUACGAGUUCAGAGUGAUGGCUGAAAAUAUCGCCGGUGUAGGAAAGCCAAGCAAGGCCUCUGAACCAAUGCUGGCCCUCGAUCCAGUGGAUCCACCUGGUCAGCCUGUUCCAAUCCACAUUUCUAAAAAUGCAAUCACUAUUCAGUGGACAAAGCCUGAAUAUGACGGCGGGUUCAAGAUCACUGGAUACAUCGUGGAAAAGAGAGAUCUGCCAGCUGGACGCUGGAUACGGGCUAACUUCACCAACAUCAUUGAAACCACUUUCACUGUUAGCGGCUUGACAAAGGACGAGUCCUAUGAGUUCCGUGUGUUUGCAAGAAAUUCGGCCGGUGCUCUCAGCAACCCCUCAGAGCAAUCAGAUCCAAUCACUUGCAAAGACGAUAUCAUAGAACCAAGAAUUAUGGUAGACGCCAAAUUCAAGGAUGUUUUGCUCGUUAGAGCCGGAGAAUCCUUCAAACUCGACGCUGACGUUGCAGGCCAGCCACUGCCAUCCAUGGUUUGGACCAAAGAUGGAAAAGAUGUUGAAAAUACAAGCAAACUACAAAUAAAAAUGUCAGACACCAAUUCUGGUUUGGUUAACAAGGACUCUCUUAGAAAAGAUGGUGGUGAAUUUGUUCUGACAGCUACUAAUGUGGGUGGAUUUGCUAAACAUAUCUUCAAUGUUAAGGUGCUUGACAGGCCAGGACCUCCAGGAGGGCCUCUUAAAGUUUCAGAUGUUACAGCAGAAAAAUGUGUGCUUACAUGGGCUCCACCUGCAGAUGAUGGCGGCGCAAACAUCGAAUACUAUGUUGUGGAAAAACGUGAGUCAAGCAGACUUGCUUGGACAACCGUGGAAAGAGACUUGCACGUUACCCAGUAUCAGGUGACAAAGCUGCUCAAAGGCAAUGAGUACAUUUUCAGAGUCAUGGCUGUUAAUAAGUAUGGUGUCGGAGAAGCUCUUGAGUCUGAUCCAACCAUCGCAGACAAUCCUUACGUUCCACCUGAUCCUCCACAAACUCCUGAGAUCACAGCCGUCACCAAGGACUCGAUAGUGGUUUGCUGGGGCGCUCCUGCCCAUAAUGGAGGCAGUGAAAUUACCAACUAUGGCAUCGAGAGAAGAGACAGGCUCAGUUUGCGCUGGGUAAAAUGCAACAAAAAGAAGGUUACUGACUUGCAUUUCAAGGUAACCGGGCUCGUUCCAGGGCAUGAGUAUGAGUUCAGGGUGUUUGCUGAGAAUGCAGCUGGAAUCAGUGCACCAAGUGGCUCAAGUCCUUUCACAAAAGCCUCAGACGCUCUAUUCAAACCUGGCCCUCCAGGCAACCCAAGAAUCCUGGACACGACAAGUUCCUCUAUAACACUUGCCUGGAACAGACCAUUAUACGAUGGUGGUUCUGAAGUUACUGGGUACAUUGUUGAGACCUGCCUCCCUGGAACUGAAGAGGAGGAAUGGAAGAUUGUUACUCCCAAGGAAGGAUUGAAAGGAACAUCAUUUACAAUUACAAACUUGAAAGAGAAUCAGGAAUAUAAAAUCAAUGUUUCCGCCAUGAACAGCGAAGGUGUCGGUGAAGCAGCAGCUGUUCCCGGUACACCUAAAGCUGAAGAAAGACUUAUCGCACCAGAAAUCGACCUUGAUGCUGACCUUCGUAAAAUUGUGAACAUCAGAGCCUGCAACACACUAAGACUCUUUGUUCCAAUCAGAGGAAGGCCAACUCCAGAGGUCAAAUGGGCAAGAGAGAACGACGAACCUUUGGACAGAGCAACAAUUGAGAAUACAUCAUCAUUUACAUCACUAGUGAUUGGAAACGUGAACAGAUUCGACAGCGGCAAAUACAACCUGACUGUUGAGAAUAGCUCUGGAUCUAAAACCGUUUCUGUAACCGUCAGGGUUCUAGAUACACCUGGGGCACCACAAAACCUUAAGAUCAGUCAGGUUACUAAAGAAUCAGUUACCCUUAUAUGGGAACCUCCAAUUAAUGACGGUGGAACGAAGAUUAAGAACUAUGUCGUAGAGAAGCGUGAGGCAACACGAAAAGCUUAUGCAACUGUUAAUGCUCUCUGUCACAAAACAACAUGGACUAUUGAUCAGCUCCAAGAAGGCUGCAACUACUACUUCAGAGUUCUGGCUGAAAAUGAGUAUGGUAUCGGCCUUCCAAUCGAGACCGGAGAAUCCGUCAAAGUGUCAGAGAAACCACUUCCCCCACGCAAGGUUAUACUUCAAGAUGUUACAAAGACAAGCGUCACUCUGUCUUGGGAGAAGCCAGAACAUGAUGGAGGAAGCAGAGUGGUUGCAUAUGUUGUGGAGAUUCAGCCUAAAGGAAGUGAUAAAUGGUCACAAUCAGUGAUCGUUAAGGUUCCGGAAGCAGUCAUUUCUGGACUUAAUACUGGCGAGGAGUACAUGUUCCGUGUUUCAGCAAGGAAUGAAAAGGGAACCAGUGACCCUCGGCAAAUUGGUGUACCAGUGAUCGUCAAAGACCUUGUUAUUGCCCCAUCUGCCAAGCUGUUAUUCUCAACAUAUACUGUCCUGGCUGAAAAGGACCUGACCAUAGAUAUUCCAUUUAUUGCCCGUCCUAAAGCUGCUGUAUCUUGGGUGAAGGAUGGCGCACCACUUAAGCGAACCAGCAGAGUUAACUUCUCCUCCACAGACACUCUUCUGAGUCUUGUGAUCAAAGAGGCAACUAGAGAUGAUGUUGGCAAGUAUAGCAUCAAGCUUUCAAACACAGCUGGUGAGACAACAGUGGAUAUUGGAGUUGUUGUUCUUGACAAACCUGGCCCACCAUCUGGCCCAGUGAAGGUUGAAGAAGUAACGUCUGACAGUGUCACUAUUUCUUGGAAUCCACCAGAGUAUGACGGCGGCUGCACCAUUAACAACUAUUUGGUGGAAAAGAGAGACACGUCUACAACAGCCUGGGCGGUUGUGGCAACAAACCUGGCCAGGACUAAAGUUAAGGCUGGAAGACUGAAAACAGGAACCGAAUAUCAGUUCAGAAUCUCUGCUGAGAACAGAUACGGAAAGAGUCCUCUGCUUGUCUCUGAGUGUGUUGUUGCACAGUACCCAUACAAGAUCCCCGGUCCUCCUGGCACACCCUUCGUACAGUUUUCUACCAAAGACAGUAUGGUUGUGGUAUGGAAUGAGCCUGUUAUUGAUGGAGGGAGCACAAUUUUAGGAUACCAUCUUGAACGUAAAGAGAGGAACAGUAUUCUCUGGGUUAAACUCAACAAAACCAUAAUCCAGGACACAACUUACAAGACCACAGGACUUGAAGCAGGACUUGAAUAUGAGUUCAGAGUUUAUGCUGAAAACAUUGUUGGUAUUGGCAGGGCAAGCAAACUUUCAGAAGGCUAUAUAGCCAGAGAUCCUUGUGAUCCCCCAGGCACACCAGAGGCAGUUAAAAUCACAAAGAAUUCGAUCACUAUUGCUUGGACCAAGCCUGAGUACGAUGGUGGAAGCAAAGUCACUGGAUAUAUUGUGGAGAAGAAAGAACUGCCUGAAGGUCGCUGGCUGAAGGCAAAUUUCACCAAUGUUAUUGAGACAGAGUAUAAUGCCACAGGUCUUGCAGAGGAUCAGAAAUAUGAGUUCCGGGUUAUUGCAAGAAAUGCAGCCGGCGUUUUCAGUAUUCCUUCCUACAGCACAGGACCGAUUACUGCUAAAGACGAAAUUGAACCACCUCGCAUCAGCAUAGAUCCACAGUACACACAGACAAUUGUUGUAAAUGCAGGAGAUAACUUCAAAAUUGAUGCAGAUGUUCACGGCAAACCAGUUCCCACAAUUCACUGGAUGAAGGGCGAUCAAGAACUUGGAAACACUAUCCAUCGUGAAAUUAAAAACACAGAAAGCUAUGCAAGUAUAUCCGUAAAGGAGGCCAAACUUGCUGAUGGUGGUCUUUACACUCUGCUGCUUAAAAAUCCAGGAGGUGAAAAGGGAGUUCAAGUCAACAUCUGUGUCCUAGAUAAACCCGGAGCACCCGAGGGUCCCGUUACUAUCACAGGGGUUACCUGCGACCAGUGCUGUCUUUCUUGGAAAGCUCCAAAGCAGGAUGGCGGAAGCAAGAUUACUCACUACAUUGUUGAAAGAAGGGAGACAAGCAGACUAAUCUGGACUCUUGUUGAACCGAAGGUUCCGAUAGAAUAUUUGAAAGUAACCAAACUCCUUGAAGGCAAUGAAUACAUUUUCAGAGUUAUGCCUGUGAACAAAUUUGGAGUUGGAGAAGCACUUCAGUCUGAUCCAGUUGUUAUCAAGGAUCCAUUUACACUCCCAGAUGCUCCAAAGGCUGUCGAGGUCUCCAAUGUGAAGAAAGACUCAAUGGUUCUAACUUGGGAGGCACCCACAAGUGAUGGAGGCGCGCCCAUCACUGGCUACGUCAUUGAAAAACAUGACAAGGAAGGUGUCAGAUGGACCAGAUGCAACAGACAAACAGUCACUGAUCUAACCUUCAAAGUUACAGGGCUCCUUGAGGGACAUCUUUAUGAAUUCAGAGUCGCAGCUGAGAAUGGUGUUGGGGUUGGAGAGCCUAGCUCAGCAACAGUGUACUACAAGGCUCUGGAUCCUGUGUUCAAGCCUGGCCCACCAAAUAAUCCUAAAGUUACAGACACAACCAAAUCAUCAGUGUCGCUUGCAUGGGGUAAGCCCAUGCAUGAUGGUGGAUGUGAAAUCCAAGGAUACAUCGUUGAGUUUUGUGAGUUCAAACCAGCAGCGGAGGAGAAAAAGGAAGAUGCUGAGGGUGCAGUGCCUGCUGAAGAAUGGGCAAUGUGCACUCCACCAAGUGGCGUUAAGCUAACACGCUUUAUCGUGGAAAACCUGAAAGAAAAGCAGGAAUACAAAUUCAGAGUUUGUGCAAUUAACAAGGUCGGUGUUGGAGAGCCUGCAGAUCUUCCUGAUCCCAUUCUUCCAGAAGACAAGGCUGAGGAACCAGAUCUUGAUAUUGAUCCCGAAUUCAGAAAGCUUGCCAUUAUUAAAGCUGGAAGGCCUCUCAGAGUUUUCAUUCCUAUUAGAGGACGUCCAGUUCCACAAAUUAAAUGGGAGAAAGAUGAAUGUCCUCUCAAAGAGACAGUGCAAGUGGAGGUUACAAGUAGCCACACUUCACUUGUGAUUGACAAAGUCAGCAGAGUUGACAGCGGAAAGUACACCGUGUUUGCAGAAAACUCUGCUGGAGUAAAGAGUGCAACCAUCAGCGUUAAAGUUCUCGACACACCAAGUGCUCCAGUUAACCUUAAAGUGGUAGAAAUCACAAAGGAGAAUGUCACACUUUCAUGGGAACCUCCUGCAUUGGAUGGUGGUGCUAAAAUCAAAAACUAUAUUGUUGAGAAGCGUGAAACUACAAGGAAGACUUUCUCUGCUGUCGUAACAAACUGCCACAAGCUAUCCUGGAAAAUUGAACCACUUCAAGAGGGCUGUAGCUACUACUUCAGAGUCCUUGCAGAAAAUGAACACGGUAUUGGAUUGCCUGCAGAUAUUGCAGAAUCCAUAAAGGUAUCAGAAGUGCCCCAGUGCCCUGGAAAAUUGAGCGUUGUGGAUGUCACGAAGAAGAGCGUCUCUCUUGCUUGGGAGAAACCUGUGCACGAUGGUGGCAGCAGAAUUAUUCAGUACCUCGUUGAAGUUCAAGUGAAGGGACAGGAUAAGUGGUCUGGCUGUGCUAAUGUGAAAACAUUAGACGCAAUUGUCAGUAAUCUGAACCCUGGUGAAGAGUACAUUUUCAGAGUAUUUGCUAUUAAUGAAAAGGGAAAGAGUGAUCCAAGAGCUCUUGCAGUUCCUGUGCAAACAAAGGACCUCGUAAUUGAACCAGAUGUUAGACCUGCAUUUAGCAACUACAGCGUUCUUGUUGGAAAGGACUUACAAGUUGAAAUUCCAGUUUCUGGACGCCCUAAACCAAAGGUCGCAUGGACAAAGGAUGGUGCAGCCUUGAAAUUCACAACAAGAGUGAACAUUAACAAUACACCAACAAGCACAAUUCUUAGCAUCAAAGAGGCUGCCAGAGAGGAUGGUGGCAUGUAUGGAAUUAAUGUUUCCAAUAGCGCUGGACAAAAGGAUGCAACCAUUGAAAUCAUCACCCUUGACAAGCCAGGACCACCUUCCGGCCCAGUGAGAUUUGAUGAAGUAACAAGAUCAAGUGUUAAACUGUCAUGGGAUCCACCGAAAUUCACAGGUGGCUGCUCAGUCUCAAAUUACAUCGUACAAAAGAGAGACACAACCACCACCACAUGGGAGAAUGUUUCCGUCUCAGUGGCCAGAACCUCAAUGAAGGUCCUCAGGCUGAAACCUGGUGCUGAGUAUCAGUUCAGAAUUAUAGCUCAGAACCGAUACGGCAAGAGUUAUGCUUUGGACUCUUCCUCUGUCGUGGCUCAGUAUCCAUACAGAGAGCCAGGGCCACCUGGAACUCCAUUUGUGGCAACCCUGUCAAGAGACCACAUGGUUGUUGAGUGGCAUGAACCAGUUUCAGAUGGAGGAAGUGCCAUUAUUGGAUACCAUCUUGAAAGGAAAGAGAGAAACAGCAUCCUCUGGACUAAGAUCAACAAGACACUGAUCCAGGAAACUAAAUUUAAAACCAGCCCCUUGGAAGAAGGCAUUGAAUAUGAAUUUAGAGUCUAUGCUGAGAACAUUGUUGGCAUCGGUAGGUGCAGCAAACUCUCAGAGGGCUACGUAGCCCGUGACCCAUGCGAUCCACCUGGCACUCCAGAAGCUGUCCAUGUUAGUAAGAGUUCAAUUACAAUCCAAUGGACUAAACCAGAAUACGAUGGAGGCAGUUCUAUAACCGGUUACAACGUUGAGAAGCGUGAUCUGCCAGAGGGACGCUGGACCAAGGCAAGUUUCACAAAUAUAAUUGAAACCCAAUUUACCAUCACUGGCCUUACUGAAGGAGCGAAAUACGACUUCAGAGUGAUUGCAAAGAACGCUGUCGGCACUAUUAGCAAACCAUCCUACAACAGUGGACCGAUCGCUGCACUGGAUGAAGUGGAGCCACCCAAGUUUUCAAUUGACCCUGAAUACACAAAAACUCUUGUGGUGAACGCUGGAGAUACUUUCAAACUCGAUGCAGAUGUCCAUGGCAAACCAGUACCUACAAUCCAAUGGAUCAAGGGUGACAAAGUGAUUGAAAACACAAUGCGUUGUGAACUCAAGAACACUGACACUAGAGCUAUGAUUGUCAUCAAGGACGCUGUCAGACAUGACGGUGGAGACUAUACUCUUCAGCUCACUAACGUCGCUGGCUCACAAACCGUUUCAUUCAGUGUGAAGGUUCUAGACAAGCCCAGCGCACCAGAAGGACCUCUUCACAUCACAGGAGUUUCAAGUGAUAAAUGCACCCUGUCAUGGCGUCCACCCCAACAUGAUGGAGGAAGCAAUGUCACUCAUUACGUGAUUGAAAGAAGGGAAACAAGUCGUCUUGCUUGGACCCUCGUCUCUACUGACUGUAAAGCUACAGUAUACAAAGUUACAAACCUUCUUGAAGGCAACGAAUACAUCUUCCGUGUCAUGGCCGUCAACAGUUACGGUACGAGCGAGGCAAUAACUUCUUCAUCAGUAAUCAUGAAGAUUCCAUUUGUAGCACCUGGAUCUCCACACAUUCUCGAGGUGACGAACAUUGCCCGGGAUUCCAUGACCGUGUGCUGGAGCGCCCCCGAGACUGACGGCGGAAGUGAGAUCAUCGGAUACAUCGUUGAAAAGAAAGAUCGCGCUGGCAUUAAGUGGACCAGAUGCAACAGACAGAAAGUUACUGACGUAUGUUUCAGAGUGCACGGCCUGAUUGAGGACCAUGAGUACGAGUACAGAGUAUCAGCUGAAAAUGCAGCAGGAAUUGGUGAACCCAGCUUACCAACAUCAUACUACAAAGCCUCUGAUCCUAAAUAUAAACCCGGCGCACCCACAAAUGUCCAUGUGAUUGACACAACAAAGAGCUCUAUUUCACUGGCCUGGGGAAAGCCUCUGAAUGAUGGUGGAAGCCCAGUUCAAGGAUACAUUGUUGAAAUAUGCAAAGCUGAGGAGGAGGAAUGGUCCAUGUGCACCCCACCUACAGGCCUGCGUGUUAACAAAUUCGAAAUCACAAAGUUGACAGAGCAUCAGGAAUAUAAGAUCCAGGUAUGCGCCAUCAAUAAACUAGGUGUGGGUGAGCCCAUGGUUAUGCCUGGUACCGCCAAACCAGAGGACAAACUUGAAGCUCCAGAAAUUCAUCUCGACUCAGAACUGAGGAAAGGCAUCAUCAUUCGUGCUGGAGGAUCAGUUAGAAUUAAUGUGCCUUUCAAGGGAAGACCAACGCCAGAGAUAAAAUGGACUAAAGAUGAAGGAGAGUUGACAGAGAAGGCUGUUAUUGAGAAGGGUCUUAACUUCACACAGCUUUCAAUCGACUCUUGUGACAGAAAGGAUUCUGGAAAAUACGGCAUUACCCUGCAGAACAGCAGUGGAUCUGUGUCUGAAGUUGUAUCAGUGAAAGUUUUGGAUACACCUGGAGCGCCUCAGAACCUGGUGGUUAAGGACAUCAAGAAAGAAUCGGUCAUGCUUGUUUGGGAACCACCACUUAUCGAUGGUGGUGCCAAAAUCAAGAAUUAUAUCGUUGAUAAGCGUGAAUCCACAAGGAAGGCAUAUGCCAGUGUCACAACAAAGUGCAGCAAGACUACCUUCAAAGUGGAAAACCUUGCAGAGGGAGCCAUGUACUACUUUAGAGUUAUGGCUGAAAACGAAUUUGGAAUUGGUGUACCAAUUGAAACAAAGACAGCUUCAAAAGCCUCAGAAGUUCCUCUACCAGUUGGAAAGAUCUUGCUCACCGAUGUGACAAAGACCAGUGCAUCCCUGGCUUGGGAAAAACCAGAGCAUGAUGGUGGAAGCAGGAUUGUGGGUUACAUCAUUGAAAUGCUGCCCAAGGGAACAGAUAAGUGGGGUGUAGCAACAUCUGUCAAAACAUGUGAAGGCACAGUCUCUGGACUAAACACUGGACAUGAAUAUCAGCUCCGGGUUAUUGCUUACAAUGAAAAAGGAAAGAGCGAGCCAAAGCCCCUUGCCGCGCCUGUUAUUGCCAAUGAUUUAACAAUUGAGCCCAGCCUGAAAGUACAGUUUAGCACAUACAGCGUCAGAUCUGGAAAAGACCUCAAACUGGAAAUUCCCGUCUUUGGACGUCCCAAACCAAAGGUUACUUGGAUGAAAGAUGGACAACCACUUAAAGUAACAUCUAGAAUCAGUACACCAAACACACCGACCUCAACCAUUUUACAGAUCACUGAGGCCAGUAAAGACGACUAUGGAAAGUAUGCAGUUACUGCAACAAACAGUGCUGGUACCUCUACAGAGGAAAUUGGAAUUAUCAUACUUGAUAAGCCCGGUCCACCAACAGGCCCUAUGAAAGUAAACGAAGUGAGUAACAGCUUUGUAAGUAUCUCAUGGGAGCCUCCAUCCUACACAGGAGGAUGCCAGGUGAAACAUUACAUUGUUGAAAAGAGAGACACCACCUCGACAACCUGGGAAAGCGUAGCCGGAUCAGUUGCCAGAACGUCUAUCAAAAUAACAAAACUGAAGACUGGUGCAGAGUACCAGUUCAGAGUCACUGCUGAAAACAGAUAUGGAAAGAGUACCGCCCUGGAGUCUAAAUCAAUUGUUGUUCAGUAUCCAUAUAAACCCCCAGGACCACCUGGAACACCAUGUGUCAAGUCUGCCGCUAAAGAUCACAUGAUAAUUGAGUGGAACGAGCCUGUCAAUGAUGGUGGAAGCACAGUCAUUGGCUACCACCUGGAAAGCAAGGAACGCACAAGUAUUCUGUGGACCAAGCUCAACAAAACUCUCAUCACCGAUACCAUGUUUAAGAUAUGCAACCUUGAGGAAGGCAUCGGAUAUGAAUUCAGAGUGUACGCAGAGAACAUUGUUGGAGUUGGCAGAGCCAGCAAAGUUUCAGACAGCUUUGUUGCUCGUGACCCAUGUGACCCACCUGGUACUCCAGAAGCCAUCGCUAUUUCCAAGAACCAUGUGGUAAUUCAGUGGACGAAGCCUCAGUACGAUGGUGGAAGCAAAGUGACGGGAUACAUUGUUGAGAAGAGAGACUUGCCUCAGGGCCACUGGAUGAGAGUCAACUUCACAAACGUGGUCGAGACCGAAUUUGCAAUUACUGGCUUAACUGCAGACCAACAGUAUGAAUUCAGAGUAACUGCAAGAAAUGCUGCUAGUAUGUUCAGUGAGCCAUCUGAUAGCACUGGACCAAUCACUGCCACCGAUGAAAUCGAACCUCCGAGUGUUUCAAUGGAUCCUAAGUACAAGGACGUCAUUGUUGUAAAUGCUGGAGAUAAUUUAGUUCUUGAUGCAGAUAUCCACGGCAAACCCAUUCCUGAUGUCCAGUGGUUGAAAGAAGGAAAGGAGAUGGAAAAGAAACUGCGCUAUGAAUUAAAAACCACACAAAAAUCUGCCUCUAUUACAAUCAAGGACUGCACACGAUUGGACAGCGGCCAUUAUGAUCUCGUAUUAAGCAACAGUGGUGGAACCAAAACAAUUCCAAUCACUGUAAGGGUUCUUGACAGACCAGCUCCACCCAGUGGACCACUGCGUGUAAUUGGUGUAAUGUCUGACAGAUGCGACCUGUUCUGGACUGAGCCUUCUCAGGAUGGCGGCGCUCCCAUUUCACACUACGUUAUCGAGAAGAGGGAAACCAGCAGGUUGUCCUGGAGUCUGGUUGAGUCCAAUAUUCCAGCUACCAGUUUCAAAGUCACAAAGCUCCUGCCGGGUGAUGAAUACAUCUUCAGAGUUAUGGCUGUUAACAAAUAUGGCACUAGCGACCCUCUGGAGUCUGAAGCAGUAAUUGCUCGCAACCCUUACAAGACACCAAGUGCACCCUCAUCACCAGAAGCCAGUGAGAUAACCAAGGAUUACAUAGUUCUGUCAUGGACCGCCCCAGAAAGUGACGGUGGAACAGAAAUUAUCGGUUACCACUUGGAGAAACGUGACAAGGAUGGCGUGAGAUGGACCAAAUGUAACAGACAGAAGCUGACCGACACUCACUUCAAAGCAACUGGUCUUUCAGAGGGACAUUUCUACGAGUUCCGCGUGGCUGCUGAGAAUGAAGCAGGUGUCGGAGACUUGAGUGACUUAUCUCUGUUUUACAGAGCAAUAAACGCCACAACUCCACCUGGUCCACCACAUCAUCCCAAAGUUACAGAUCACACAACCUCAUCUGUGUCUCUGUCUUGGGGCAAACCAGCCAGUGACGGUGGUGCAUAUGUGAAGGGUUACAUCGUUGAGAUGAAGGAGGUUUCUGCAGAAGAAUGGACCAUGUGCACACCUCCAACUGGAUUACAAGCAACACGUCUAACAGUGGAUAAACUCAAAGAGAACGGAGAGUAUAACUUCCGUGUUUGCGCCAUUAAUUCUGAGGGAGUCGGCGAACCCGCUGACGUUCAUGGCACAGUGAUCGCCGCUGAAAAAAUUGAAGCACCAGAGAUUGAACUCGAUGCUGACCUCAGGAAAGUGGUCUCUGUCCGUGCCGGCGGGUCUCUUCGCCUGUUUAUCACUAUCAGAGGAAGACCGGAACCAACUGUCAAAUGGGAGAAAGAGGAAGGUGCCUUAACUGACCGGGCUGUGAUUGAGUCCACCGGUUCCUAUACCAUGCUGGUCAUCGACAAUGUCCACAGAUUUGACAGUGGCAAAUACAUUCUAACUCUUGAGAAUAAGACAGGAACAAAAUCGGCAUUCGUGAACGUCAGAGUUCUCGACACACCAAGCGCCCCCCAGAAACUGGAAAUUAAAGACGUUAAGAAAGACUCUGUGACUGUCUGCUGGGAAACCCCUCUUACUGACGGUGGAUCUAAAAUAACCAACUACGUUGUAGAAAAAAGAGAAUCCAUUAGAAAGGCUUACACAACUGUCACAAGUAACUGCACACAAAACUUCUUCAAGAUCGAAGAACUGCCGGAGGGAGGAAUAUUCUACUUCCGAGUGUGUGCCGUCAAUGAGUAUGGCUUUGGUGUCAUGGCAGAAACGAAGAAUCCGGUCAAGGUUGCCCAGGUACCUAUGCCACCAGGAAAGAUCACUCUUGUGGAUGCCACUAAGACCAGUGUAACUCUUGCUUGGGUGAAACCUGCACACGAUGGUGGAAGCAAAGUUCUCUGUUACAACGUAGAGAUGCUACCGAAAGGAACUGACAAAUGGGGUGUUGUCUGCACUGCUAAGGUUCCAGAGGCUACCAUCGCUAACCUUACCCCGAAUGAAACCUACUCUUUCAGGGUCAUUGCACUCAAUGAGAAAGGCAAGAGUGAACCUCAGGAAUUCGGAGUGCCUAUUCGUGCUAAGGACAUAGAGAUUGAACCCACGGUUAAUCUUCUCUUUAACACGUUCAGUGUUAAGGCUGGAGGCGACCUUACUGUUGAAGUUCCCAUAAGAGGCAGGCCCAAGCCAGUGGUUUCAUGGAAGAAGGAUGGUCUUCCUCUCAAGCAAACCACCUCCCUCUCAAUAAAUAAUACCCUGGUUUCAAGCAAGAUCAUCAUUAAGGAAGCUACCAUUGAUCACGUUGGAAAGUACGAAAUCACUCUUGCUAAUACAGCAGGAACUAUUUCCACAGAUAUCAACGUAGUGGUUCUUGAUAAACCAGGCCCACCAUCUUCGGUGAAGGUCGAUGCUGUAACUGCUGACAGCAUUACACUGUCCUGGACUCCUCCUGAAUAUGACGGUGGAUGCACCAUCAAUAACUACAUCGUUGAGAAGAGAGAUACCAACACCACAGUGUGGCAGAUUGUAUCCACAAAUGUUGCCAGAAAUUCUAUUAAGGUGUCUCGAUUGACGCAUGGUUCUGAAUACCAGUUCCGUAUAUAUUCAGUAAACCGCUAUGGAAAGAGUAAGGCCAUCGACUCUCCUGGAAUUACUGCAGAAUAUACAUGCAAACAGCCUGGCCCACCUUCUACCCCCCAGGUUGCUCAUGCCACAAAGGCCUUUAUGCUCGUCACAUGGAACGAACCCGUCAAUGAUGGUGGCAGCACAGUUAUUGGAUAUCAUCUGGAACGUAAGGAGAGGAGUAGCAUUCUCUGGGCCAAGAUGAACAGGCUUCUAAUCAAAGACACUCAGUUUAAAGUAACGGGUAUCGAAGAGGGCAUGUUCUACGAGUACCGCGUCUACGCUGAGAACAUAGCCGGAAUUGGAAAGGUCAGCAAAGUCUGUGAGGCUGUAGCUGCAAGAGAUCCCUGUGAUCCUCCUGGUCAACCAGAGGUUACAAACAUAACAAGAACUUCUGUAUCUCUCGCCUGGACAAAGCCUGAGUACGAUGGAGGAGCCAAAGUUACAGGUUACAUCAUUGAACGUAGAGAUCUUCCAGAGGGUCGCUGGAUGAGGUGCAAUUUCACCAAUAUUCCAGAAACAUACUUCGAUGUUACCGGUCUUACUCAAGAUCAGCAAUAUGAUUUCCGCGUCACUGCAAAGAAUGCUGCUGGACUGUUCAGUAUUCCCUCUUAUAACACAGGCCCUAUCACAGUGAAGGACGAUGUCGAUCCACCAAGGAUUAUGAUGGACGUCAAAUUCAAAGACACUGUGGUUGUGAAAGCAGGUGAGACUCUGAAGAUUAACGCUGACGUUGCUGGACGCCCACUUCCUGUGGCUUCAUGGUCAAAGGACGGAAAAGAGAUUGAACUCAAAGCAAGAAUUCAGAUCUAUUCAACAGACACAAGUACCAUGAUCACAGUUAAAGACUGCGUGAGGAGCGAUUCUGGACAGUACGUCCUGAAAUUACAGAAUGUUGCCGGAACAGUAACAACACCCGUCAAUUGCAUGAUCCUCGACAAACCAGGACCCGCAGCAGGACCACUGUCGAUCACUGGCCUCACAGCAGAAGAAUGCACACUGUCAUGGGGACCACCACAAGAAAUCGGUGGUGCUGAGAUCACUCAUUACGUCGUUCAGAAAAGAGAGACUAGCAGUUUGGCAUGGACAGUUGUACACGGAGAAGUGAAUACAAAAUCUUUCAGAGUCACAAAACUCCUCAAAGGCAAUGAAUACAUCUUCAGAGUCUUGGCAGUGAACAAGUUUGGACUUGGUGAACCUCUUGACAGUGAAACUGUCAAAAUCAUCGAUCCAUUUACCUUCCCUGGUGCACCAACAAGUGUUGAAGUCACAGAUGUCACAAGCGAGGAGAUGACUCUCACAUGGGCAAAGCCUACUUAUGAUGGAGGCAUUGAGAUCGUUGGAUACAUCAUUGAGCGACGUGAGAAAACGGGUCUUCGCUGGGUCAGAGUCAACAGGGAACUUGUGAAAGAUUUAACAGCCGUCGUGUCUAAACUGAGAAGAGGAUGCGAAUAUGAAUUCAGAGUAUUUGCAGAGAACGCCGCAGGUUUAAGUCCUCCCAGUGAACCAUCUGUUCCAGCAAGAGCAGAGGACGCACUGCUUGAGCCAUCGCCACCAACUAAACCAAAGAUCCUGGAUCACACCAAGAGCUCCAUUACUAUCAUUUGGAACAAGCCCUUAGAUGAUGGUGGUGCUCCCAUCCUUGGAUACUGUGUGGAAUACAAGAAAACGGAUGCUGAGGAAUGGACCGUUGCCAUCCAGAUGACUAAGAGCACAGAGUUCACGGUCUCUGGUCUCACGGCCGAUGUAGAAUAUGUCUUUGCUGUUAAAUCCAUCAACAAAAUUGGUUUGAGUGAACAAUCUCCAGUUUCCGAGCCACAGGCAGCAACAGACAGGAAGGAGGAGCCAGUAUUCGAUGUUGACAUUGAGAUGAGGAAAAUGUUGCUCGUCAAGCAUGGAAAUUCCUUCACCCUUAAAGCACCAUUCAAAGGAGUUCCUAUUCCUUCCGUCACAUGGAAUAAGGAGGAAGUUGAUCUCAAAGCAAGAGCUACUGUUGAAACCACCGCGACAUAUUCAUCACUAACAAUUGAAAAGGCAACAAGAUACGAUUCAGGCCAGUACACCGUUACACUGGAUAACGGUGUCGGAACUGCAUCACUGCCGAUGGUUGUCAAAGUUCUUGACUCUCCGGGUCCACCAGUGAAUGUGAAAAUCAAGGACGUCACCAAAGACUCUGCCACAGUCACCUGGGACAUUCCAGAGAAUGAUGGAGGCGACGCUGUGAAGGCUUACCAUGUUGAGAAACGUGAAGCAAGUAAAAAGGCUUGGGUCUGCGUAACGAACAACUGCCGUAAUCUGACCUACAAGGUAGAGGACCUGCAAGAGGGUCAAAUCUACUACUUCCGAGUGAUCGGAGAGAACGAGUUUGGAAUGGGCGUACCUGCUGAGACGAGAGAUGGAACUAAAAUGACAGAAACCCCAAGUCCUCCUGCCAGGCUCGGAGUGGCUGCCGUGACUAAAGACAGCAUUACGAUCACAUGGUCGAGACCAGAGCAUGAUGGUGGAAGCAGAAUUACAAGCUACCUUAUCGAUGCUCUAGAGAAGGGUCAGCAGAAGUGGGUGAAAUGUGCUACCGUAAAAACCAACACUCACACCAUCAAAGGCCUGAGAGAACAUGGAGAAUACUUCUUCAGAGUACGUGCUGAGAACCACGCUGGACUCAGUGAACCGAAGGAAAUGAUUAUUCCUGUGGUUGUUAAAGAACAAAUUGAUGCUCCUGAAUUUGAUAUGAAGAACUUCCCACACAACACAGUCUAUGUGAGAGCUGGAUCAAAUCUGAAGUUCGAGCUUCCUCUCUUCGGCAAACCAAUGCCAAAGGUGGCGAUGACCAGGAACAACACUCCAGUCAAGUGUGGAAAGCGAUUUAGUUUUGAAGUCACUCCUGAAAGUCUGAAUAUUAGUCUGAAAGAAAGCAUUUCAAGCGAUGCUGGAAGAUACGACAUUGUCGCCUCCAACACCGGAGGAACAACCAAAAUGUUCAUCAACAUCCUGGUUCUGGACAGACCUGGUCCUCCUUCUGGUCCAGUAGAAGUUAGCGAUAUCGGAGAAACAAGCCUGACUCUUAAAUGGCUUCCACCUGUGUACGACGGUGGUAGCCCUGUAACCAACUACGUGGUGGUCAGGCGUGAAACGAGCACACCAGCCUGGGUGGAAGUGUCGUCUACAAUUGCUAGAAGUAUAAUUAAGGUGACCAAACUAACCAAGGGAGAAGAGUACCAGUUCAGAAUUAAAGCAGAGAAUCGCUUCGGCAUCAGUGAUUACAUCGACUCUCAGUCCGUCACUGUGAAACUUCCAUACACAAUCCCUGGACCACCAUCAACACCAUGGGUUAGCUUUGUUUCUAGAGAAAGCCUGACUGUCUGCUGGCAUGAGCCUGUAGUGGAUGGAGGAAACCCAGUGUUCGGAUAUCAUGUCCAAAUGAAGGAAAGAAGCAGCAUCCUGUGGCAGAAAGUCAACAAAACCGCCCUUCCUGCCAAUCAGAUCAGAGUGUCGAACAUAUGCCCUGGAAUGAUCUAUGAAUUCAAGGUCUCUGCUGAAAACGCAGCUGGCAUUGGAAAAUUCAGCAAGACGUCAGAGGAAGUUCUCGCCAUUGAUGCCUGUGAUCCUCCCGCAAACCUGAGAAUCUCUGAGAUUACCAAGAACUCCGUUGGCCUUGUCUGGCAGAAGCCUCCAUUUGAUGGUGGAAGCAAGAUCACCGGCUACAUGGUUGAGAGAAGAGAUGCACCAAAUGGAAGAUGGACGAAGGCUAACUUCACCAACGUAAUCGAGACGAACUUCACCGUUUCAGGAUUAACACAGGAUCAGGCUUAUGAAUUCAGAGUCUUCGCCAAGAACGCUGUUGGCUCUGUAAGCAACCCAUCUCUUAUCGCUGGACCAGCAACUUGUGUGGAUGUUUCUGGUGCUCCAGCCAUUGAUCUGCCUCCUGAGUACUUGGAUGUUGUACAGUACAAAGCUGGAGCUUCUGUUAAGAUACGACUGGGAAUUAUCGCCAAGCCUCUGCCAACUAUUGAAUGGCUCAAGAACGGAAAGGAAUUGGUGACAAGUUCACAGCUUUCAGUUGAGAGCACCACCGAUUCUUCUGCCAUUCUUAUCAAGGAUGCCACUCGCCACCAUACGGGAACAUACGAGAUGAAGAUCAAGAAUGUGUUUGGCACUGCAUCUGCCUCCAUCAGAAUAUUGAUUCUAGAUAAACCUGGUCCUCCAGCUGGAAGCAUUGAGUUUAAGUCAGUGACUGCUGAGAACAUCGUAUUUGCCUGGGAACCAAUAGCAGAUGAGGGAGGCUCCAAGGUCACCCAUUACAUCGUGGAAAAACGAGAGACCAGCCGUGCCGUGUGGUCCACCGUCUCUGACUGUAUGGAGGAACGCACCGUCUGCGCCAAGAAGCUCAUCCGCGGAAAUGAAUACGUCUUCCGUGUGAGAGGAGUCAACAAAUUUGGAGCUGGAGAGUCUCUGGAGUCUGAACCGGUCAUCGCCAAGAACGCUUUCGUUACUCCUGGACAGCCGACCACACCAGAAGCAACAGACAUAACCAGAACAUCAAUGAAGAUCGUCUGGGACAAACCAGGAGUAGAUGGUGGCAGCCUGGUUACGGGCUACUACCUACAGAGACGCGAUAAGAAGAGUCUGCGCUGGAUUAAGGUUUACAAAGACCCGAUAAGUGAAACAUCAGCAAGCGUUUAUCACCUGACUGAAGGAAACGAAUAUCAGUAUCGUGUGUCUGCAAUCAAUAAAGCUGGAGAAGGUCCGUUCUCAGAUCUGUCAGAUUUCUACAAAGCAGCUGAUCCCGUCGAUACACCUUCAGAGCCGACUAAGCUGAAGGUUGUCGACUCAACCAAGACAUCCAUUACUCUUGGAUGGUCCAAACCAGAGUAUGAUGGUGGAAGUGAAAUCACCAGCUACGUUGUGGAGAACCGGGUUGGUGAGGAAGGAGAAUGGACAGUGAUCAGCCAUAAGGGUGAAGUCAGAACUACUGAGUAUGUUGCCUCAGGUCUGAAACCAGACGUAGACUACUUCUUCAGAGUAUCCGCUGUGAAUUGUGCUGGACGUGGUGAACCAAUAGAGAUGGAGGAACCAGUCCAGGCCAAGGACAUCCUCGAGGAAGCCCAGGUUGACACAGAUGUGGCAAUGAGAACCCAUUACAUCGUGAAAGCCGGCAAAGACGUGGAGAUCAUGGUGCCUCUUAAGGGCAGACCUGAUCCAAGUGCUUCCUGGAAGAAAGAAGAUCAGAACAUUGAUAGUGAUCCCAAGUACAUCAUUCACAACACAGCAACCUCCUCAUGCCUUUUACUUUCACAAGUCACUCGUAACGAUACCGGCAAAUACACAAUCGAGAUCUCAAAUGGAGUCGGCCAGGCCAAGACGUUGACGCUAUCUGUGAAGGUACAGGACACUCCAUCUGCCUGCAGAAAUCUGGUCCUGAAGGAGGUCACUCGUGGCAAAGUGACACUGUGCUGGGAACCUCCUCUCCUUGAUGGUGGUGCUGAAAUCACUAACUACAUCGUAGAGAAGAGAGACUCUUCCAAACGCAUGUUUGCUUCCGUAACAAACAAAUGUAUGGAGACCACAUACGUCAUUGAUGAGCUUUCCGAGAAAGCAUCUUACUUCUUCCGUGUAUCUGCGGAAAAUGAGAACGGAGUUGGUGACCCAUGCAAUACAGCAGACUGUGUUAAAGCCACAGAGAAACCAGGUCCUAUUAAAGAUCUCGCUAUGAAAGAUUCCUCAAAGACAUCAGUGACGCUCCAGUGGAACAAGCCGGACUACGACGGUGGCAGCAUCAUUACCGACUACAUCAUUGAGAAGAAACUCCAAGGUCAAGAAGAAUGGGCCCCUGCCGGCACCAACAAACACUGUGAACAUGAGGUGAAACAACUUAAGGAGCUCACAGAGGUGUUCUUUAGAGUCUGCUCCACCAAUGAGAAGGGCAGAAGUGAUUUCACAGAGAUCGGACCCAUUAAGGUCAAGGACUACAUCAUCGCACCUGAGGCAAACCUCGAGGAGUACCCCGAUGGACAGGUCAGUGUGCGCCUCGGCCACAACGUCCAUAUUGAGCUGCCAUACAAAGGUAAACCCAGGCCAGCGGUUCAUUGGUUGAAGGACAACCUGCCUCUGAAAGAAAGCGAAAAGGUUCGCUUCAAAAAGACGGAGAACAAGGCAACCUUGAUGAUUAAGAAUGUGGAAAAAGACAACGGUGGUAAAUACACGCUUACCCUCGACAACAACGUCAGUAGGAAAUCAUUCCACAUCCAGGUCAUCACCCUCGGACCUCCUUCCAGACCUAUCGGACCCAUUCGCUUGGACGAGGUCAGAGCGGAAACCAUCUCCAUAUCUUGGGAUGAACCGAACGAUGAUGGAGGCGGAGAAAUCACUUGCUACACUGUUGAAAAACGUGACACCUCUCAGAACGACUGGAAGAUGGCUUGUUCAAGUGUGAUAGGAACAUCCUUCCAAGUGCCCAACUUGAUCAAGGGAACUCAGUACCAGUUCAGAGUUUGUGCAGAGAAUAGGUACGGCGCAAGCGAGCCCCUCGUUUCCCAGAACGUCAUCGCCAAGCACGAGUUCAGACCACCAGGUCCACCGGGCAUGCCGUUUGUCUACAACAUCACCAAUGACGGCAUGACGAUUCAGUGGGAGGCUCCUAUCUUCGAUGGUGGCUGUCCAAUUCUUGGAUUCCACGUUGAAAAGAAGGAAACGAACAGCAUCAUGUGGCAGAAGGUCAAUCCAAUCUUGGUCACUGCCAGAGAAUACCGUAUUAUUGGCCUGAUUGAAGGCCUGCAGUAUCAGUUCAGGGUAUACGCUCAGAACGAUGCUGGACACAGUCGUAUGAGUGACGAGAGCAAACCAGUCAUGGCUGUUUCUCCUGUUGAUCCUCCUGGUACUCCAGACUACGUUGAUGUAACAAGUGAAUCCGUGAAACUGAAAUGGGACGCACCCAAGAGAGACGGCGGAAGCAAAAUCGUUGCUUACAAUGUUGAGAAGCGUCAAGGACAAGGUCGCUGGCUGAAGAGCAACUUCACAGAUGUUACUGAUACAGAGUUCAUAGUGCCUGGUCUGACCUGCGGCGAACGCUAUGAAUUCAGAGUUAUAGCAAGAAAUGCCAUCGGCACCAUCAGCCCACCCUCACAGUCCUCUGGCUAUGUGCUCAUCAGAGACGAAAGCUUCAGUCCAAAUAUUGAGUUUGGUCCGGAGUACUUUGAGGGAGUCGCUAUCAAAGCCGGAGAAAGUCUUAAACUUAAAGUCACUAUUACUGGAAGGCCAACACCCAAGGUCACAUGGUUCAGGGAUGAUGUAGAACUGACCAAGAAGAUGGUAGACAUCACAACCGUUGCCGGAACGAGCACUCUCUUUAUUAGAGAUGCCGACCGCUCUCACCGCGGCAUGUAUAGUGUUGAAGCCAAGAAUAUCGUUGGAACCAAGAAGGAGCAAAUGAAAGUUGAAGUUUUCGAUACACCUGGAGAGCCUGUUGGACCAAUCGUCUUCACAAAUAUCUCAGAGGGCAAAGUAACACUUUCAUGGAAUCCACCAGAGAACGAUGGCUGCUCUGAGGUCACUCAUUACGUCAUUGAAAAGCGUGAAACCGCCAAAAUUUCCUGGGCGCUUGUUACGGAUUGUUGUGAGGGAUGCACGUACAACGCCAGCAAGCUGAUCAAGACCAACGAGUACCAGUUCCGUGUUUCUGCAGUCAACAAGCUUGGUGUCAGCCGACCACUGGACUCUGCUCCUGUUAUCGCUCAAAUGCAAUACACUGUCCCAGACCCGCCUGGUACCCCAGAUUCAACAGAUGCAGAUGGAGAGAGUAUCACUAUCAACUGGGCUCCACCAACACAUGAUGGUGGAAAUCCAGUUCAGUAUUACAUCGUUGAAAGACGUGAGAAGAAAACAGGCCGCUGGUUAAAGGUUCUGACCAGAAAACCCAUUGUUGAAGCUGCACACAGAGUAACUCAUCUGACUGAGGAUGUUGAAUAUGAAUUCCGUGUUUACGCCGUUAACGAUGCUGGAGUUAGCAACCCCAGCAAUAUUUCAAUGCCCAUCAAAUGCGCUGAGCCAACUGAAGAGCCAGACGGUCCUUCAAUUAUCAACGUCACCGACACCACCAACACAUCUGUGAGUCUGGAAUGGACCAGGCCCGGCUAUGAUGGUGGCAUGGAGGUUCAAGGUUACAUCAUUGAGAUGUGCAAAGCAACUGAAGAAGAGUGGCGUAGAAUCAAUGAGGAUCUCUGCACAGUCACUAAGUACACUGCGACCGGCCUGGAAACUGGCGCCGAGUACAAAUUCCGCAUUAUCGCCAUCAAUGCUAUUGGCAAGGGUAAACCGAAAGAGAUUUCUGAGCCCGUAAAAGCAGUGGACAGACUGACUGCACCAGAAAUUGAAAUUGAUGCAUCCUUCCAACAGACGCACAUCGUCAAGAGUGGAGGCAGCGUUUGUCUCCGCAUUGCCUUUAAAGGAAAGCCUGCUCCUAGCGCUUCUUGGGUGAAGGUGGAUGGAGAACUCGGCGUUAUGGCAGAUGUCACCACCACGGAGAACGUCUCUUGUUUGACGCUUGAGAACUGCACGAGAAAUGAUAGCGGAAAAUACACUCUUGCACUUGAGAACAGCAGCGGAAGCAAAUCUACCACUUUCACAGUUAAGGUUCUGGACACACCCGGAGCACCAGGAGCUUUCAAGGUCAAGGAUGUGAACAGAGGAGCCCUCACACUCACGUGGGAGCCUCCCCUUAACGACGGUGGUGCACGUGUUCAUCACUAUCUCGUAGAGAAGCGUGAGGCCAGCCGGCGCACGUGGACCGAGGCAGCACCCAAGUGUACUCAAACGAACUUGAGAGUUUGUGAUCUCCUGGAAGGAGUACCGUACUUCUUCAAAGUCAUGGCAGAAAAUCAGUACGGCCUUGGCGAGGCUAACGAACUAACUGAUCCAAUCAUCGCCACAGCUGAACCAGCUCCACCCAAGAGACUGGACAUUAUCGACACCACUGAUUCCUCAGUUACCUUUGCUUGGCUGAAGCCUGAACAUGAUGGCGGUAGCCGAAUUACAUCUUACUGUAUUGAGGGCAAAGCAAAGGGCACAGAUAAAUGGGUUGUUGCUGGCACUACCAAGAACCUAACCCACACAGUUGAGCGAUUAACGGAAGGCACAGAGUACGAAUUCCGCGUCAAAGCCAAGAAUGAUGCAGGAUUCAGCGAACCUAAGGAAGCAUUCUCAUCUGUUAUCGUUAAAGAGCCUCGUAUUGAGCCAACAGCAGAUCUCAGCGGCAUCACCAACCAGCUCAUUACCUGCAAGACUGGAGCUUCAUUUGAGAUCGAUGUUCCAUUCAGUGGCAGACCGGCUCCAAAGGUUACCUGGAAGCUUGAGGAGAUGAGACUUAAAGAAACUGACAGGGUUUCAAUCAAGACAACCAAGAACAGGACUACUCUGGCGGUGAAAGAGAGCAUGCGAGGUGAUGGAGGUCGAUACUUCCUUACCCUUGAGAACGUCACCGGCGUUAAGACUUUCACCAUCACUGUCAACGUCAUUGGUAGACCUAGUCCUCCUGAGGGUCCUAUUGAGAUUUCCUCAAUUACUUCCGAGUCCUGCAAACUGUCAUGGGAAGUACCUGAAGAUGAUGGCGGAACUGACAUCACCAACUACAUCGUUGAGAAGCGUGAAUCUGGCUCCACUGCCUGGCAGCUUGUUAACUCCAGCGUGAAGCGCACAUCAUUCCACGUGGCUCAUCUGACGAAGUACAUGCAGUACACUUUCCGCAUCUGCGCUGAGAACAGAUUCGGCGUGAGCAAACCAACUGAGUCUGAGACCAUCGUUGCAGAGCAUCCAUUUGUUCCACCUGGUCCUCCAACCAGACCAGAAGUGUUUGGCGUGAGCGCUAACAGCAUGAGCAUUCGCUGGGAAGAGCCGUACCACGAUGGUGGCAGCAAGGUCAAUGGUUACUGGAUUGAGAAGAAGGAGCGCAACACUAUCCUCUGGGUCAGGGAGAACACCAUCCCAUGCUUCGAGUGUUACUACAAGGUGGAUGGCCUUGUUGAAGGUCUUGAGUACCAGUUCAGAGUGUACGCCAUGAAUAACGCCGGCCUCAGCAAAGCAAGUGAAGCCUCAAAGAGAGCUGUGGCUCAGAAUCCAGUUGAUCCUCCAGGAAAGCCGGAGGUAACCAACGUGUCAAGAUCAACGGUUUCGAUUAAGUGGUCUGUGCCAAUGAAUGAUGGUGGAAGUCCCAUUAUGGGCUACAUUGUUGAGCGUAAACCCUACACAAUCACUGGAGAAGGUCGUUGGCUGAAGUGUAAUUACACUAACGUUACCGACACCAACUUCACCAUUACUGCUCUGGGAGAAGGAGAAGUGUACGAGUUCCAUGUAAUCGCCAAAAACGCUAACGGUGUGUACAGCUUGCCAUCAGCUUCGACCGGAGCCGUGACUUGCAAGGCAGAAUACACUCCUCCCAAAGCAGAACUGGACAGCAAACUUCUUGCAGACACUGUUACAAUCAGAGCAGGUUCUGACCUUGUUCUUGAUGCUGCUGUUGGUGGUAAACCUGAUCCGAAGGUCAGCUGGUCCAAGGGACAGAAGGAACUGGACCACUGUGAGAAAUAUUCUCUUCAGUAUUCUAGCACCCGGGCUCUGGCAAUCAUCAAGUUCUGUGAUAGAGAUGACACUGGAAAGUAUAUCCUGACAGUGAAGAACGCCAGUGGAACCAAAACUGCUGAGGUCAAUGUAAAGGUGCUUGACACACCGGGACCGCCUCAGGAUAUUACCAUAAGCAACGUUUCCGAGGAGAAAUGCAAAGUGUCCUGGAAGGUGCCUCUGGAAGACGGUGGUGACCCCAUUACACACUAUGUGGUGGAGAGGAGAGAUACCAACAGACUGAACUGGGUGGUCAUGGAUGCUGAAUGCAAGGGUCUCACAUGUGACAUUACCAGACUCUUCAAGAAUAACGAGUAUAUUUUCCGUGUGAGAGGUGUGAACAAGUACGGAUCUGGUGUACCACUGCAGUCUUCCUCCAUCUUUGCUAGAAAUACCUUCACCGUACCGUCACCCCCAGGAACCCCUGAAAUUCUCGCCGUUGGAAAAGAUUUCGCAACGAUUGAGUGGCUGAAACCUGAGAGCGAUGGAGGUAGCGAAGUCACAAACUACCUGAUUGAGAAGAAGGAAAGGAAGAGCAUCAGAUGGGUCAAGGUCAACAGAGACACUGUACUUAAGGACACAUCCUUCAAGGUCACAGAUCUGCAAGAGGGCAACAUUUACCAGUUCCGUAUAACAGCCAUGAACGCCGCUGGAGACAGUGAGCCCAGUGAGGUGUCUAUGUAUGCUGUCUGCAGAGUCCCAACAGGCAAACCAGAUUCUCCUUCAAUUCCUCGAGUCACAGACACUCACAAGGACAGCAUUAGUCUGGCCUGGUCGAGACCCGUGGAAGAUGGAGGUGCUGAUGUUAUCGGUUAUGUUCUGGAAAUGCAAGAAUUCGGUGCGGAGGAGUGGACCAAGGCCCACGAGAAGAACCUGAGGGGCACAGAGCACACGGUGUCCGGUCUCACCGCCGGCAAAAAGUACUGCUUUAGAGUUGCUGCCGUCAAUGUCAAUGGAAUUGGUGACUUCAGUGACCCAUGUGCUGAAGUUGAGCCUGUCGAGAGAAUCGAACUCCCUGAUAUCGAGCUUCCCGACGAGCUGACGAAGACUAUCUGCCUCAGAGCUGGAGCUUCUCUGCGUCUCCAUGUUACAAUCACUGGAAGACCAUUCCCAGCAAUCACCUGGAGCAAACCUGGUGUGGAUCUCCAGAACCGUGGGUUCAUUGAAGUGACUAGCACUGCCACAACCCUGAUUAUUGAUAAGGUGCACCGCUAUGAUGCUGGAAAAUACACAAUCGAAGCUUCCAAUUCAGCUGGCAAGAAGGACGCCAGCAUUCUUGUGAAGAUCUAUGAUACCCCUGGUCCCACAGGUCUAAUUAAAUUCAAAGAGCUCACAAAAGACUCUGCUCAUAUCACUUGGGACGCUCCUGAGGUCGAUGGUGGAGCACCAGUGAACAAUUACAUCAUUGAGAGAAGAGAGACCUCGAUGAGAGCCUACAAAACCGUGACGUCCAAGUGCAACAAGACGUCAUACAAAAUUACAAACCUGGAGGAGGGAAUGCUCUACUACUUCAGAGUCUUGCCAGAAAACAUCUACGGUAUCGGUGAACCUCGCGAGACGCCUGAUGCCGUACUGGUGUGUGAAGUUCCACUGCCUCCAUCCAAGCUGGAAGUUGUAGAUGUCACCAAGUCUUCCGUAUCACUUGGAUGGGAGAAACCAGAACAUGACGGCGGCAGCAGACUCACCGGUUACAUCGUUGAAGCAUGCAAAGCCGGUACCGACAAAUGGAUGAAGGUCGCCACUCUGAAACUCACCGACUACGAGUACACCAUCGAUAAGCUGAACGAAAGCGAGCAGUACCUGUUCAGGGUACGUGCUGUCAACAGCAGAGGAAUGGGUGAACCCAAAGAAACUGUCACUGCUGUUACAGUGCAAGAACAAAGAGUCAUGCCAAAGGUCGAUUUCUCAAGCAUCCCGCAGAAGAUGAUCAGCGUUUUGGCUGGCAAACCCCUUGAACUUCACCUGCCAAUCAUUGGAAGACCACCUCCAAUCUGCUCUUGGUUCUUCAACGACAAUAAGCUGAAGAUUCAGGAGCGCGUGAAGAUUCAGUCAACUGGCAAGUUCACCAAGUUGACCGUUCUCGACACCACAAUCGAUGACAGUGGAGAAUACACACUUGAAGUGAAGAACAUUACAGGAGUUAUUACAGAGAAAAUUAAAGUUACCAUUCUCGACAAGCCUGAUCAGCCUACAGGACCGAUUAUCUUUGAAGAGAUUGAAGCAACUUCAGUAACAUGUAGCUGGAACCCACCGGAAAGAGACGGAGGUGCUCCUGUUACGAACUACGUUGUUGAGCAGCGUGAUGCUCAUCGUCCAGGAUGGGUACCCGUCUCUGAAUCAGUCAGCAGACCAACCUUUAAGUUCAACAGGUUGACGGAGAGAGAUGAAUACGUCUUCCGCGUUGCUGCAGUCAACAGAUACGGCACCGGCGAGUUCUUGCAGUCUGAAGUUGUGGAAUGCAAGAGUUCCAAAUCCAUCCCUGGACCACCAGGCCGCCCGGUAGUGUUUGACGUGUCUCGCGAUGGCAUGACAGUCGCAUGGGAACCUCCAGAUGAGGAUGGUGGAUUGGAGGUAUCUGGCUACAUCAUUGAGCGCAAAGAGGUCAGAGCUGACCGAUGGGUCCGAGCAAAUAAGAACCCCGUGACGAUGACAAGAUACAGAUCCACAGGUCUCAUUGAAGGUCUUGAAUACGAGCACAGAGUGACCGCCAUCAAUGCCAGAGGUGUUGGUAAACCCAGCCUUCUGUCCAAACCAGCUGUGGCCACUGAUCCAGUUGAUCCACCCGGCUCACCUCAGAACCCAAGAGUCACAGACACCACCAAGACGUCAGUGUCACUGGCCUGGAAUCCACCUGAUGAAGAAGGCGGUUCUAAGGUUACCGGUUACCUGAUUGAGAUGCAGAAGGCUGGUUCUGUAGCCUGGAUCAAGUGCAACACCACACCAUCCAUGAUCUGUGAAUACACACUGACCAAAAUGCCCCAAGGAGAAGAGUUCAAGUUCAGAGUAAUGGCCUGCAAUGCGGGUGGACCAGGUGAACCUGCUGAGGUUCCAGGAUCCGUCAUCAUCACCGAGAGGCUUGAACCACCAAGUCACGAUCUUGAAGCCAAGUACAAAGAUGUCUACGUGGUCAGAUAUGGAGCAGUCAUCAAAAUUUCAGUACCCAUCAAGGGCAAACCAACGCCUGUCUGCAAGUGGUCGAAGGAUGGAGCUGAAGUGUCCAAUCGUGCAAUGAUCGCUGCUAGCGAGGACGUUACUGAGCUCGUUAUUAAGGAAGCUGAGAAGUCUGACUCUGGUGUCUACGUCCUCCACCUGGAAAACAAGUGUGGCAAGAAAAUUGUGCAUAUCAAGGUUAAGGUUAUCGGACGUCCAUCGGCGCCUGAAGGUCCUCUUGCCUUCGACGACAUUCAGGCCCAUUCUGUAAGAGUGAGCUGGAAACCACCUUCAGACGAUGGUGGUACAGAAAUCCUUGGCUACAUUGUGGAGAGGCGUGAGGCACAAAAGGCAGCCUGGUACACUGUGGACUCUCGGGUGGUCGACACGUCAUUGGUGGUUAAGGGACUACAGGAGGGUGCCGAGUACCACUUUAAGGUGACGGCAGAGAACAAGUUUGGCAUCAGCAGUUCUCUUAAAUCCGACCAGCCUGUUGUUCCCAAGACUCCCAUCUGUGUCCCAGAAGCUUCCGGAAUACCACCAGAGAUUAUGGACGUCACUAAGAACUCUGCAAGCUUGGCAUGGACCAAGCCUAAAGAUGAUGGUGGCUCUGCAAUCACUGGGUACUUCGUAGAGUACAAAGAAGUGUCAUCUGAUAAGUGGGUUCGUCACGAGACAAAGAUCACGUCCAGCAUGUUCACUCUAACCGGACUGACUACCGACGCUGAGUAUCAUUUCCGCGUGAUUGCGGUGAACGAUAUUGGAGAGAGUGAACCUGGACCUGUAUCAGAGUCUGUCACCUGCAAAGAUCCAUUUGACAAACCAAGCCAACCAGGCGAGAUUGACACUGUGACCGUCACUAAAGACUACAUUACCGUUCGUUGGGGACCUCCAGAAUGUGAUGGAGGAAAGCCCGUCCUGGGUUAUUGGGUUGAGUACAGAAAAUCAGGGGAGAGCACCUGGAAGAAGUGCAACAGAGAACGCACCAAGGACAAACAGUUCACUCAGGGUAGCCUUCAGGAAGCCACUGAGUACGAAUUUAGAGUUUUCGCUGAAAAUGAAACCGGAACCAGCAGACCUCGCAGAACCGCAACUGGAAUCAAGACCAAACUGAGCGUUGGAACUAAACCAGCCCUCAGAAAGGAAAUGGAUGAAGUUACUGCCAAGCUCGGACAGACUGCCACCCUGAAAUGCCAGAUUAUCGGACGUCCCGUUCCAGAAAUCAAGUGGUACAAGGCUGGAAAGGAAAUCAAAGAAGGACGCAAGUACGCCGCAACCUCCGACGGCCGAAACCACACCCUUACCAUCUCCACCGAACAGCAGGAAGACGAGGGCUUGUACACUUGCAAGGCUGUAAAUGAAGCCGGAGAAUGCGAGACCAGUGGAACCUUGGUUCUGGAAGCAGCACCACAGUUCCCUGUUCCACUCAAAGACAAAAUCUUUGCAGGAUGCGGAACCACUGUUCGCAUUCACGUCAUGUACAUCGGCCGACCCGAGCCUAAGAUCAUGUGGCUUCAUGGCUCCAAACCCAUUGAGGCUUCUGAGAACGUCAGCAUUGAGAACACAGAGCAUUACACUCAUUUGAUUCUGAAGAACGUUCAACGCAGGGUGAACGGCGGAAAGUACCGAAUCAGGAUCAACAACCACUUCGGUUCUGCGGACACAGUGACGCAACUUGAAAUUCAAGACAAGCCCGACAUGCCAACUGGUCCAAUUGUUCUCGAGGCUUUACUGAAGAAUUCCAUCAUCAUUAGUUGGAAGGCACCAGCAGAUGAUGGCGGAUCAAUGAUCACCAACUACAUUGUGGAGAAGCGUGAAGACAAGGAAGGGGCAGAGUGGGAACUUGUGUCGUCAUCCAUCACUGGCAUUUCCUGCCGCAUACCCAAUCUUGUUGAAAACGAAGGAUACUUCUUCCGUGUUUCAGCACAAAACCGUUACGGCAUCAGUGAAUCACUGGUGACGCCAUCUGCAAUUCUUAUUAAGAGUCAGUUAGAUAAGCCCGGAGCACCACUGAAACCAGUUGUAUCCGGAGUGACCAAGAAGUCAUGCAUUGUGUCCUGGAAACCACCUCUUAGCGAUGGAGGUUCCAAGAUUAAGAACUACUGUCUUGAGAAGAAAGAAAAGAAGAAGGGUGAAUGGGCUGCUGUUACCACAGAUGAAAUCCACCAGACCGUUUACUCCGUUAAGGGUCUCGUGGAAGGUGUGGAAUACAUUUUCCGUGUGAAAUGUGAAAACCUCGGUGGAGAGAGUGAAUACAGCGAGGAGUCUGAUCCUGUUGUUCCAAAGGCGGAAGUUGAAGUGCAUGCUCCCGCCUUCAGAGAAGACCUCAGGAACCUGAGCGUGAAAUACAAGAGCAAUGCAACGUUUGUUUGCAAGAUUACAGGACAGCCUAAACCUGUGAUCAAAUGGUUCAGGCGUGGCAAAGAGAUUCAGUCUGACGGAACCAAACUCAAGAUCCAGGAGUUUAAGGGAGGUUACCAUCAACUCGUUAUUUCUAACGCUGAUGAGGAAGACUCAACCGUCUACCAGAUUAGAGCAACAAACCAGGGAGGAUCUAUCUCUGCUACAGUUUCUCUGGAUGUUGAAAUACCUGCAAAGAUUCAUUUGCCCAAGAACUUGCAAGACAAAGAGGCCAUCCACGCUCUUCGCGGCGAGGUGGUGAACAUCAAGAUUCCAUUCAGUGGAAAACCAGAUCCAGUCAUCACAUGGCAGAAGGGACAAGAUCUUAUUGACAAUAAUGGAUAUUACCAAGUUAUCGUCACAAGAUCGUUCACAGCUUUGGUGUUCCCUAACGGAGUUGAGAGGAAAGAUGCUGGUUUCUACAUCGUCUGCGCGAAGAACAGGUUUGGAAUUGACCAGCAAACCGUUGAACUUGAUGUUGCAGACGUACCUGAUCCACCUCGUGGUGUCAAAGCCGGUGAUGUUUCUAGAGAUUCUGUCUCUCUGGACUGGGUGGCACCUGCUAGCGACGGCGGAAGCAGAGUUACUAACUACAUCGUAGAAAAGUGUGCCACUACCGCUGAGAGGUGGAUCCGUGUCGCCCAGUCACGUGACACUCAUUACACGGUCACCAACCUGUUCGGAAAGACAAGCUACCAGUUCCGUGUAAUUGCAGAGAACAAAUUUGGUCAAAGUGCACCAUCUGAGAGCAGUGGACCCGUAGUGACCAAAGAAGACAAAUCAAGAGUUCUUAACUAUGACGAGGAAGUGGAUGAAACCAGAUCUGUGCCUUCUGGAAAGGCUCCACAUUCAGAGGCCAAGAACCUCCACAACAAAUACAUGAUUGCUGAAGAGCUUGGCCACGGACAGUACGGCAUUGUCCACCGCUGUGUUGAGGUCAGUUCAGAGAAGACAUUCAUGGCCAAAUUCGUCAAAGUGAGAGGUGCCGACCAAGCCAUAGUGAAGAAAGAAAUCGCAACUCUAAAUCUGGCACGUCAUAAGAACUUCCUGAUCCUCCACGAGUCAUUUGACAGUCCUGAAGAACUGGUCAUGAUCUACGAGUUCAUCUCUGGAGUUGACAUAUUUGAGCGCAUUAGCACUGCUAACUUCGAGCUCAAUGAACGUGUGAUUGUGAACUACAUCAGACAAGUGUGCGAAGCCCUUGAGUAUCUGCACAGCAAGAGUUAUGGUCACUUUGAUAUUAGACCUGAGAACAUUGUGUACACCACAAGAAGAGGAACCACUGUCAAGAUCAUUGAACUGGGACAAUCCAGACAUCUUACUCCCGGAGACCAAAUCAAAAUUCAGUACACCGCAGCCGAAUACUGUGCUCCUGAAAUCCACCAAAAUGAGAUGGUCAGCACAGUCACAGACAUGUGGUCCGUUGGUGUUUUGGUCUACGUUCUCCUCAGUGGACUCAAUCCUUUCAUUGCUGAAACCAAUCAGCAAACGAUUGACAACAUCUCCAAUGCCGAAUACAGUUUUGAAGAUGAGUCCUUCAAAGAUGUCAGUGUUGAGGCAAUGGACUUUAUCGACCGUCUGCUUACUAAAGACCGUAAACAUCGUAUGACUGCGGCUGAAGCCUUGAAUCAUCCUUGGCUGACAAAGAGCACAGAGGAGAUUAGCACUAAGACCAUCAAGACCACACGACACAAGAGGUACUAUGGUGCUAUGGUGAAGAAAGAAUGGAACACAGUCGUCUCGUCGGCUCGUGUUGCCAGUGGUGGAGCGAUCAGAAGUCAGAGAGGCGUAACAAUUGCCAAAGCAAAGAUUGCACCAUUUGAACAUGGUCCACUUGCUGGGCAAAUCAAACACAGCACUGCUGGUGAUGGAGACGAUGUCAAGUUCAUCUGCAACAUUGAGAACUACGACAGUAGUACUGAGGUUACGUGGUACUGUGGAGUCAGACAACUUGAAGAAGGUGCCAGAUAUGAAAUCACCUACGAAGAGGGUCUUGCUACCAUAACCAUCAAGGGUAUCAACAGAACAGAUGACGGAACGUACAGAUGCAAAGUUGUUAAUGAGUACGGUGAGGACAGUGCUUAUGCUGAGCUCUUCGUCAGAGGUGUCAGAGAAUACCGCAACUUCUACACAGCACGCGUUGUAAAGAAGGUCAAACGCAGAGUGGACACAGCCAGACUUCUCCAAAGACCUCCAGAGUUCACCCUUCCUUUGUGCAACCGCACUGCUUACAUCGGAGAGUCUGUUCGCUUUGGCGUCACCAUCACCGUGCAUCCUGAGCCACGUGUCAUGUGGUUGAAAUCUGGACAGAAGAUUUCUCCAGGAGACGAUGACAGAAAAUACACCUUUGUCAGUGACAAGGGCCUGUAUCAGUUGGUAAUCAAAAAUCUGGACCCUGAUGACGAUGCUGAGUACUCUGUUGUGGCACGCAACAGAUACGGAGAUGACAGCUGCAAGGCUCGUCUCACAGUGGUUCCUCGUCCUGCACCUGCUGAUAAUACCCUGAGACCCAUGUUCAAACGCCUGCUGGCAAACCUGGAGUGCAGAGAGGGCCAGAGUGUGAGAUUCGAGAUAAGAGUUUCAGGAGUACCAGUACUGAAAUGGGAGAAGGACGGCACACCGUUGGCAUUUGGUCCACAAAUUGAAAUUGUUCACGAGGGCUUGGACUACUUUGUCCUACACAUCAGAGACACUCUUCCAGAGGAUUCUGGCACUUACAGAGUCACUGCAACCAACUCUGCUGGCUCUGCAAGUUGUCAAGCCACACUCAAGGUUGAGCGUGUGACACAUGUCAAGAAGGACUUUGAGAGUGAAGAGGAAAAGAAAAAGAAACAAGCGCUUGACCAGCAAAAGAUAGACAAGAAGGUUCGACUAACGCAGAUUCUCGCUGGUGCGGACGUGACCCCUCUCACUCCCAUUGCACAGCAGGCCCUGAGAGAGGCUGCAACUAUGUUCAAACCAGCAGUGACCCCCAAGAAAGGAAAGACUGAAGCUGAGGAAGCCAAAGAAAAGGAAGAGAAAAAGAAAAGAGCGGAGGAAAAGAGGUUGAGAAUGCCAUAUGAUGUUCCUGCACCUCGUGUCCACGCUCCUACUGCUCUUGAGGAGGACAUGGAGAUCAAACACUUUAAACCAUUCUCAGAUAUGAAAUGGUACAAGAAACUGAGGGACCAGUAUGAGUUCCCUGAACCAAUGGACAAGAUUCCCCAGAAGAGACUCAAGCGUAUCCGACUUUCAAGGUGGGAACAACACUACGAAGUGCCUCUGCCGAGAAUCAACGACCAAUACAAACCCAAAUGGCGUAUUCCAACUUCACAAGACGACUUGGAAACCGUGAGACCAGCAAGGCACCGCACACCUUCUCCAGAAAUGGACACUUACUACAGAAUUAGACGCCGCUCCCUUGGAGAUCUUUCUGACGAGGAACUGCUUCUCCCUGUGAAAGAAUACCUGUCGAUGAAGGUCACUGAGGAGGAAAGGAUUAAACUUGAGCAGGAGCUUGAACUGGGCUACUCUGCAUCUCCACCAAGCCUGAGCCCUGUACGCUUUGAGCUCUCUGCUUUGCGUCCGUCUUCACCUAAGAGAGCUGCAUACGGUGAAGAGGAAGAACAAGAGGAAGUCCCAACCUACGACUCCUAUCGCAUUCCCUCUAAAUAUGAGGCCGGUCCAAGUUACAUUGAUCUGCGCCAGCGGCACGAAAAGGCAACACACAGACCUCCAAGGCAGAAGCAAAGAUUGUAUGAAGAAAAGGAGGACCAGGAGCUGCUCAGACAAGUCACCACCACCACAAGACUAACCUCUUAUAAGAGCCAACUGAAACAUAUGGAGUUUGAGGAAAAGACAAGAGUCUCCAGAAAGGAAAAAUCUAAAGUUUCAGUAUCAGCAGUGGUUGAAGGAGCUGAUGUACCUGUCGCAAUUUCACCUGGCUACACUAAAGUGACACGCCCCAAGACUGAGAAGCCUCCGACGGCAGUCAGUCUUCCGACACCAGAGCCGGUACGCCCACGCUCUCUGAGCCCUGCUUCAGCCCCGACACAAGACCUGACCACAACGGUUGAUUACAUGCAAAGGUAUGAAGCAAAGAAGAAAGCUCUGAAAACCAAGACAAAGUUUGAAGUUGUGACUCAGGAGCCGUUUACUCUGGACCAUGCCCCAAGGGUGACGGUAAGAAUGCGCUCCCACCGUGUGCCAAUUGGUCAGAACACUAAAUUCACACUGAAUGUCCAAUCUAAGCCUGAUGCAACAAUCCAGUGGUUCCACAAUGGCAAGCCUAUUCAAGACAGCAGGAAGUACCACAUGUUUAACAUGAGCGGAGUUCUUUCUCUCCAAAUCAUCGACUGCCAAGAAGAAGACAGCGGCACAUAUCGCGUUGUUUGCACAAAUGCAAAGGGAGAAGCCUCUGACUACGCCACUCUUGAUGUUUCCGGAGGAGGAUUUUCUGCAUACGCUUCUCAGCGCAAAGACGAGGAGCCUCCGACUCCCUUUGUACCUGAAAUGACAAAGACGGAUGUUUACCACGUCGCAUCAGCAAAGGCCACUUCUGCCACUUCUGCCACUUCUGAAACACAGGUUUCUGAGACAGUUACUGAAAUCAAAUCGUCAGAAAUCAAGACUGCAGAAAUAACAACCGCAGAAAUCACAACUGCGGAAAUCAAAACUGCAGAAAUCACAACAGCAGAAAUCAAAACUGAGACUACCGAAACUAUUGUUCAUGAAGAAUACGCAUCUUAUGAGACCAAACUCGAGGAAGUCGUUACAGUAGAGGAAGCUGUAGUCGAGGUAAAGAAAUCAACCCUUCCAGCUACAAUCCUGACUAAACCACAGUCCCUCACAGUUUCUGAGGGUGAAUCGGCCAAAUUUACAUGUGAUGUGGAUGGUGAACCAGCCCCCAGUGUGACCUGGAUGAAAGAAGGAAAAACUAUUGUGUCAUCCUCCCGUCACAUGGUAACAUCAACAGAAUACAAGUCCACGUUUGAGAUCUCUAAAGUUGAAGUCUCAGACGACGGUAGUUACACAGUGAUCGUGGAAAACGAAGAAGGCAAACAAGAGGCUCAGUUCACUCUGACGGUCCGCAAGGCAACACCAGUCCAGAAGGCUCUGGCUUCUCCACCAAGAGUCAAAUCUCCAGAGUCUCCUCGAUUGAAGUCACCCUUUGGAAUUAAAUCCCCACCGAGAAUUAAGUCACCUGAGCCAAUCAGGUCACCACAGAGGGUUAAGUCCCCACUGACGGCAAAAUCACCCACUCCAAAAUCACCCACUCAAAAAGAGACCAAACCUGCCUUCAGCACAGAACUGAGCAACAUCUCGGCUUCUUCAGAAACAAUCGUCAAGCUGACAGUCAAAUUGACUGGUGAGCCUAAACCCCUGAUCUCCUGGAUGAAGGACGGAAAGCGUCUUUCUCAGGGUGGAAAAUUUGAAAUAUUUGAGGAACAAGGUUCCGCCCAUCUCGAAAUCUACGACUCUGAUGUGUCUGACAGUGGUGUGUACAAAUGCACCGCCACAAACAGUGCCGGAUCCGUUACCACGAGUUGCACAGUCACUGUGAAAGAAUCAGCAAAAUCCGCAGCACUAAUGGAAGAAAUUGUGAAAAAGGAGAUUGUCCACGAGGAAGUCCAGUCCUUCACAGAAAUUAAAGCAUCACAGACCCAACUGACAAUGAUCGAGGGUCAGUCCGUCACACUGAAAGCAAACAUCCCUGGAGCUUCUGAUGUGAAAUGGAUUCUGAAUGGAGUGGAACUGGUAAAUUCAGAUGUCUACAGAUACGGCGUUUCUGGGAACGAGCACUCUUUGACGAUCAAGAGCGCCAGCUCUGAACACAGAGGAAUCCUCACCUGUGAGGCAAAAACAGAGCACGGUGUGGUCAAGUGCCAUUUCGACUCAACGAUAAAACAGAAGCGCUCGGACGCUCCAGCCUUCGUAGUCCAACCACAUUCCCAGAAUGUUAACGAGGGACAGGAUGUUGUAUUCUCGUGCGAAAUCACAGGAGAACCUACUCCUGAAGUCGAAUGGUUCAAGGAUAAUGCAAUGAUAACUCUAACAUCUAAUAUGAAGCUGAGCCGUUCUAAGAACGUGUACAAACUGGAGAUUAAGAACGCCACUGUUGAAGACACUGGAAAAUACACAGUCAAAGCCAAGAACCAGUUUGGACAGAGUUCUGUAACAGCAUCUCUCAAUGUGAUCACUCUUGUUGAAGAACCGGUCAAAAUGAUAGUAUUGGAGAAAAGCUCCGAGGCUACAGGCUUACAGGGCAGCUACUCUGCCUUUCAAAUGGCUGCAGCAGUGCAGGAGGCGGCCUUCCGCGGCUCCAGCAUGGCACAGGUUCAGUUUCAGAGCAUGUCUGCAUCUAGCAUGACCUCCAUGACUGCCCAAACCAUGGUAGCCACCAGCUCGAGCAGCAUGAUGGAAAUGUCCAGUCACUCGCACGUUGCGGGAUCUUCCGUCAGAUCCGUUACUCUCGGGCGGAAAGGAAUCCCACCGAAGAUUGAAGCAGCUCCGGAGGAGAUCAGCGUUGAGUCGGGGAAGGUUCUGACCGUGGCCUGUGCGUUCAGUGGAGACCCGGUGCCCGAUGUUGAGUGGUCUCAUUCAGGCAGGGUGCUCUCCGGCGCCCCCAGCGGACGCUUCCAGAUCGCUACGACCGAGGACAUCACCACGCUCAUCAUCAGCGGCGUGAAGGAGAACGACGCCGGAGCGUACACCCUCAGACUGUCCAACGAGCUCGGGUCUGAUACCGCCACCGUCAACGUCAGCAUUCGAUCCAUGUAAAGAAAAAAAUAUAUAACCGUAAUCCAACCUAUACCCCUUUUUUUCUCCUCCUUCCUGCAAUAUCGUUUUAUUUAUUGAAUGAGUAAAGAUACUCUGUUCUAGAUAAAGACCUGGAUCUCUGUAAAUAUGAACUAUUUUUAUACCAAACUUGACAUUAAUUUAUGCCAAACUAGACUAAAAAAGUCUAAAGUUGUUAUAAAAUGUGCCAUAUUGAUUAUGAUGAUUAUGACUAGGAUUUUUGAACCAAUUUUUCUGUGACGUGUACAUAAUGUAUAUAGCCGAAUUUAACGGUUAUGGGAAAUGUAUGAAUUGUUAUUUAUGACAAUUUUAACUGAAAAAAUGGAACUAAACGUUUAUCAGGAGAAAGUUUCUAAAGGAACGAAUACCCUGUUAAACCCGAAACUAAACUAUGUGCCUCAACAAAAAGUUGAAGUCCUAAGAUUGCCUCAACAGGUAGAGAGGCUCCCUGUUGAAGUUCUACUAAAAUCCGAGAGACACCGUUUUAUGCACUGUACACCUGUGCAGGGAGUAACGCAAUACUCUGAAUGUAUAACUCGACCAUAAGACCUUGAGUGCUGUUUGCAUCUUACCCUCAUGUAAGCAGCUCGACUAGGCCUUGUGUUCAGACUGAUUUUGUCAUACUACCAUUUUAAUGACAUGUUCACAGUGCGAGCGGCCUGCACUCUGAGCAGAUUAUUAUGUUUAGCGCACGCUUUCUGGCAGAGGACCGUCUGAAGCGGAUUUUAAGAACGUAACAUCACCUGGCCAUUUUUAUUUCUGGAUCCGUUCAGGUGCUUCUCUGCAGAACCCGUGCCGCCUCUUGGAGGAUCGCUAGCUUAUAUUUUGUGUGUUUGUGUGUUAUAGUGUGUGUGUUAGCUUUAGAUUCUCACCUCGUCAGCGGUCAGGGCGAUCAUCAAGCGAUGUACCACAGCGACGACACCCGCUGUGCAAAGAAAACACAAAAUACAUGAAGAUUAAAGCCCUGCACUUUGAUUUAAUAGCAAUUAAUUUAUGUAGCAGCAUCUAUAUAUUCAGCCUCCUUGAGUUUUAUGAAUUUCUGAUUUAAUAAAGCAUGAUUUCAGCACCAUAAAA
This is a messenger RNA of Astyanax mexicanus (Mexican tetra), 89954 nucleotides long. It is a transcript of the gene ttn.1, whose product is annotated as titin, tandem duplicate 1. Gene Ontology annotation, biological process: protein phosphorylation. The coding region runs from base 216 to 88862 and encodes 29548 amino acids. The record is from RefSeq and is a predicted model, not a curated record. Lineage: Eukaryota; Metazoa; Chordata; Actinopteri; Characiformes; Acestrorhamphidae. The transcript has 218 exons. Gene Ontology annotation, molecular function: protein kinase activity; protein binding; ATP binding.